Molecule: messenger RNA, 64132 nt
Organism: Sabethes cyaneus
Lineage: Eukaryota; Metazoa; Arthropoda; Insecta; Diptera; Culicidae
Gene: dpy
Exons: 80
Coding region: 899-62272 (20457 amino acids)
Molecular function (GO): calcium ion binding
Source: RefSeq, a predicted model, not a curated record
CACCUCGCUCGAUUGUGGCAACCCGGCGGCGGCUCAGCUCGUUCGAGGCAGCGCUCGCUCUUGGCUCUUCAGUUUCUUCGCGGCCUCUCAACGGGAAAGUUGUACGGAUCUAAUCUACCACGAAUCGAAGGAGAAGCGAAUGUUCAGUUUCGCGGCCCGCGCGACCUCGAACGAGAUCAGCACAAAGUGACUGGAAUUGAAGUCGAUAGUUUUUUCUGUGAAUUUCCAGGACUGCGCGCUGCGGGUGCACCGAUAUGUGCGUAGUGCUGUUUGUUGAAGAAUAGAUUGAAGACCGUAAAAGCGGAUGGUGCUAUAGCCGCUGUCGUACAACUGCGGCUACGGAGAGGUAGUGACGGAAACGACAUCGACAAGAUCGGAGACUUCAACGCUAGUGGGAAGCCGCGGUCGGUUAUGGAUAAAUGCUAAAUGUUUACGAAGUGGUAUGGUUGGGGUUUGUGCCUUUUUUUUGCUAAAAUGUGAAAUGUCAAAUGAAUGCAGAGCUGAGAAGUGAAAAAAAACGUGUAGCAUUAGGUGGAACACAUAUUUACCGGAUGGUUAAAUGCCAAUGGGGGAAAACAGUUUGAACGGACUCCGGUGCUGCUUGUUAAUUAGUGCAGAGUCAGCUGCUAUAAGCUGUUGUUCGCAAACAAAAAUCAAGGUCAACAGCUAAAACAGAAUGAAAAUAUUUCUUAUGAUAACUAUUGAAAAUGUACGAAGAUUACCGUUAGAGUGUAUAAUUAUUUGAAGUGAAAAGUGAGCAGUGAGAUACAUAAAACAUCCAAGUUGCAGGAUUCUUUGCAUCGAACGUUGGGUGUGUGUAUAUACUGGAAAGAUCAUGAUAAUUCUUUUAAACUGUUAACUUUUGGUUCCCUAAGGCAAGGGGCGCAAUCAAGCAAAAAUGAAAAUAUUUUUGCCAUUAGUGGUGUGGAUUGUAUUGCUUUUUCGGACGGCGAGUGCACAGUACUCGGCGUCCCGAAAAAACGUCGGCAUCUUCGGACUAAAGCACGAAGUGUUUUUUCUGAACCUCGAAGAUGGCUACUUCGGCUGCCAAGUCAACGAGUCCACAGACUACCUGCAGCUGUACGAGCUAUCCAAACUGUGUGAUGGCACAUCGGAUUGCUAUAUGGGCUCCGAUGAGCUUAGAAAUAAGUUAAAAUGUACAAAUGAUUGUGAUAAAGAUGGCACGGCCUGCUCAAACGGAGCGUGCCUAGAAGGCCAAUGCCAUUGUAAUGAUGGCUUUGGAGGUUGCAAUUGUCAAGUUCCAGACGAAAACGAGUGUAAAUAUCGACCCUGUGACGUUUUCGCGCACUGUACAAAUACUUUAGGUAGCUUUACUUGCACGUGCUUUCCUGGCUAUCGGGGCGAUGGAUUCCAUUGCGAAGAUAUUGACGAAUGUCAAGAUCCUGCGAUCGCCGCUCGUUGCGUUGACAACGCAGAAUGUUGCAACUUACCAGCGCAUUUCGUGUGUAAAUGCAAACCAGGAUUCGAUGGAGAUGGAGAGGAACGGUGUACAGACAUCAACGAAUGCCUCGAUCCACAGGCAUGCGGAGUGAACGCAGAGUGUGUAAACUUCCCCGGAAACUACACCUGUCUGUGUAAGGAUGGCUUCAUCGGAGAUCCCUAUAACGGAUGCGGAGAUAUCGAUGAAUGCGCACAGCCAGGCAUUUGCGGACCCGGUGCCAUAUGUACGAACCUCGAGGGCAGUUUUCGCUGCGAUUGUCCCGAGGGGUUCGAAGGGGAUGCACGCUCGGCUCAAGGUUGUAAGGACUUCGAUGAAUGCACUCGCACACCUUGUGGAAGGAAUGCUUUGUGCCGAAACGACGUCGGUAGCUUUCGAUGCGAAUGUGCCGAUGGUUUUCACGGUGAUCCGAUGACGGACUGUCAAGAUGUAAACGAAUGCCUAGAUAAUCCGUGUGGGAAAAAUGCGAUAUGCACGGAUACGGUUGGUAGCUUUGUUUGCUCUUGUAAACCAGAAUACACAGGAGAUCCGUUUCGGGGGUGCGUCGAUAUAAACGAAUGUACAGCGUAUGAUAAACCCUGCGGAAAUCAUGCAAUCUGCGAAAAUGCAAAUCCUGGAUACAACUGCCUGUGUCCACAAGGAUAUAUUGGAAAACCGGACCCAAAAAUCGCGUGUGAACAAGCGGACGUUAACGUACUUUGUACCAGCAAUUUUGAUUGUACCAACAAUGCUGAAUGUAUCGAGGGACAAUGCUUUUGUCAAGAUGGUUUUGAACCACAAGGUUCGAAUUGUAUUGAUAUUGACGAAUGUCGAAUGGACAGCAAAAUUUGUGGACCAGCGUCAAUGUGUAUCAAUACACCAGGAUCAUUCAAAUGUCAGUGUGAAGCUGGGUUUAUUGGAACACCACCGCGAAUUCAAUGCAAAACACCAUGUGCAGAUGUCAAAUGUGGGAAAAAUGCGUACUGCAAGGCUGAAGGACAAGAGGCAUUUUGUAUUUGUGACGAAGGAUGGACCUUCAAUCCUGCCGAUAUUUCCGCUGGUUGUGUUGAUAUUAACGAGUGUGAUCCAUCGCAAGGGCCCAGCGGACGGUGUGGUGUAAACGCAAUCUGUUCGAACCAACCGGGCGGAUAUAGCUGUCAGUGUCCUCCUGGAUUUACCGGAGACGCACAUCGCCAGUGUUACGACAUAGAUGAAUGUUUAAGGCCGAGCGCUUGCGGUGAAAAUGCUCUAUGUAAGAACACAGAAGGUUCUCAUCAGUGUUCUUGUCCAGCAGGCUCUAUUGCUGAUCCUGAUCCUAGUGUAAGAUGUAUAACUAUUGUAACAUGUACCAAAGAUCACGACUGUCCCGGUAAUGCCAUAUGCGAUGCCCAAAAACGAUGCCUCUGUCCAGAACCAAACAUUGGGAAUGACUGCAGGCACCCAUGCGAGAAGACUUCAUGUGGGCCAAAUUCACAUUGCAUGUUGGUCAACGGCGAAGCACAAUGCUUGUGCAGUGAAGGGUUCACUGGCCAUCCUGGUCAAUGUGUAGAUAUCAACGAAUGUGCUGGUAAUCCAUGUCCCACCGGCGCAAUCUGUUCGAACCUUCCCGGUGGUUACACCUGCCAAUGUCCAGGUGGAAGUUCAGGCGAUCCGUACUCCGGUGGUUGUUCGAAAUCGGCUCUUCAUAUUUGCAAUGAUCAAAACCCCUGCCCUGGUGGAGAAAAAUGUAUUCAAGAUGCAUACAGUGGAAACAGUGUAUGCAUCUGCGGACAAGGAUACAAACGCAACUCGAAAGGAACAUGUAAAGAUGUCAAUGAGUGCAAAGAUCCUGACAAACCGGCAUGUGGCAUCAAUGCAAUUUGUAAAAAUUUGCCCGGAAGCUAUGAAUGCCAAUGUCCUCCAGGCUUCAAUGGAAAUCCAUUUCUCUCCUGCGAAGAAUGCAACAGCUUGGAGUGCAAAUGUCCUGCCCCUUAUAAGUUCGUUGAAGGAAAUUGUGUUUUGGACAGCUGUUCCGCGGAUGGAAAAUGUCCUGGAGGCGCCGAAUGUAUUUCCAUUACCGGUGGAGUUAGUUAUUGCGCAUGUCCCAAGGGUUUUCGGACGCAGCCCGAUGGAAAAUGUGAGGAUAUUGACGAAUGCUCCGAUGGUCGGCAGAUUUGCGGUUACGAUGCAAUCUGUAUGAACACGAUUGGUGGCUACGAAUGCAAGUGCCCGCUAGGGUACUCGGGUGAUCCGUACCAUGGUUUGUGUACGCUAGCUCAGAAACGUUGUUCGGCUGAUAAAGAAUGCGGUGCUAAUGAAAAAUGCGUUCAACCUGGAGAAUGUGUGUGUCCACCACCCUUCUACAUGGAUGCUUAUGAUGGAAACAAGUGUAAAAGUCCAUGUGAAAGAUUUCCAUGCGGAAUCAAUGCACGAUGCACACCGACAGAUCCCCCACAGUGUAUGUGCGAAGUCGGUUACAAAGGCGAUCCACUGACCGGUUGUGUUGAUGAAGACGAAUGCGCAAACACGCCAUGUGCCUACGGAGCACAGUGUGUGAAUCAGAAAGGCGGAUACAAAUGUGUUUGUCCUAGGGGAAUGGUAGGAGAUGCCUAUAAAGGAGGUUGUAUACUGGAAAAUGGUGCAGUUCGAAGUCAAUGUCAACGCAAUCAAGAUUGUGCGGACACGCUAGCCUGCGAACAAGGAACGUGCGUUAGUCCAUGCAGAAGUUUACUGUGUGGCUCCAACGCCUUCUGUGAACCGCAAAAACAUGCAGCUUGGUGUCGCUGUCGGGUUGGUUUCAUUGAAGGUUCCAACGGAGAAUGUGUGUCUCAAUGUACCGGCUAUAUGUGUGGGCAAGGAGCCAUCUGUAUUGUCACCAACAGUGGUCCAACUUGCAAGUGCCCACCAGGAGAAUUGGGUAACCCCUUCCCUGGUGGUUCCUGUGUUACUGACCAGUGCUCUGGAAACCGUCCCUGUAUUGAACCGCAAGUGUGUAUCAGCGGGCGUUGCAAGCACAAAUGCGACGGAGUAGUUUGCGGAAUUGGAGCUACCUGUGAUAGCGCCUCAGGAAAAUGCGUUUGUGAACCAUUCUUUGUCGGAAAUCCAGAAAUGCUCUGUAUGCCACCCAUAACAACGCCAAUUUGUGAACCUGAUUGUGGACAAAAUGCUCACUGCGAAUACGGUGUGGUGCAAAACAGUUGUCAGUGUAAUCCAGGCACUAGCGGAAAUCCGUAUGGAAUAUGUGAAAUCCAACAAAAAAUUAGGUGCAGCUCUACGACUUGUGGCAAAAACGCUCAGUGCCGUGAGGCAUUAAGCGGUGUCGAGUGUCUUUGUCCUCAUGGAUUCCUUGGUAAUCCGUAUGUAGAAUGUAAGGAUAUUGAUGAAUGUUCCACAAGCAACGUUUGCGGAGAAGGUGCUAUCUGUAUUAAUACUGCCGGAAGUUUUGACUGCCGCUGUAAACCAGGUUAUGCUGGUAAUCCAUUUACGAUGUGCUCACCAGUUGAGAACAGUGUUUGUGACAAUCCAAGGCGCUGUCAAUGUGGAAAAAAAGUGCAGUGCCCACCAGGCUACACAUGCGAUAGGGGACUUUGCAAAGAUCAGUGCGCAAACGUGAAGUGCGGACCUAGAGCAGCUUGUGAUUCAGGAAAAUGCGUUUGCCCACCUGGCUAUACGGGUAAUCCCAGAGAUCUUCAAAGUGGAUGUAUUCAAGAGGGUCAGUGUGACAACGAUGCAAACUGCAAGAACAAGGAAAUUUGUUUCCAAUUUGGCAAAAAUGUACGAAAAUGCGUAGAUGCCUGCAGUAAACUGCAAUGCGGUCCAAAUGCUUUAUGCGUUUCGAAUGACCAUCGCUCUACUUGUAUAUGUGCCAAUGGAUAUUACGGCACUCCAGGCGAUCUAACCCUUGGUUGUCAAAAGGAAGCGAAGAUCGUCCAAGGAUGUUCCGGAAAUUCAGAUUGCGUCGAUGGUAAAAUAUGUGCUCUAACCGAAACAGGUCUACGUCAAUGCGUUAAUCCAUGUAAUGUUGUGGAAUGUGGCAACAACGAAAUUUGUCAACCCGAUGAACACAAAAAUCCAAUUUGUCGCUGUCAGGAAGGUUUUCUAUGGAACCCAGCAAUGUCGGUUUGUGAGAAACCCUCAAUUCCAGAUUGUACCAAAGAUGACGACUGUCAUCAAGUGGCCGCUUGUCGCCAGGAUGCGCUGGGAAUUCUCAAAUGUACACCUGUGUGUGCUGAGUUUACUUGUCCACCAAAUUCGGUUUGUGUUUCUUCAAAUCAUCGAGGAAGCUGUCAGUGCCUACCAGGCUACACCGGAAAUCCCAACGACAGAAACGGAUGUCGUCCGGAAAUGCAAGACAAAUGUUUAACGAGUGCAGAAUGUUCAGAAUCCGACAUGUGCGUAAAAUAUAAGGGUGCACUAGCAUGCAGACCAGCUUGCGAUGACAUUCAGUGUGGACCACAUGCUAUUUGUAUCACCAAUAACCACAAUGCCCAAUGCCAAUGUCCACCUGGAUCCUAUGCAGGUGACCCGUACGAUUUAGUAAAAGGAUGUCAGUCGGUGCCUUGCGUUUAUAAUAACGAUUGCCCGCCAACGCAAAUGUGUAACCGUCAAUCGCACACAUGCUAUGACAUAUGUAACGAAGAUACGUGCGGAGAGAAUGCAGUCUGUAUUGCCGAAAAUCAUCGCUCUAUUUGUCAAUGUCCCCCGGGCUAUAGAGCAAACCCGAUUGCCGAAGUUGGUUGUACUCCACUCAGGUCCUGCGAUCCAAAUCCAUGCCAUUCAUCAGCAAUAUGUGAAUCAGGUCCAGAUGGGCACAUUUGCAAGUGCCCGCUAGGUCAGGUGGGAGACCCCAUGAUAGGAUGUCGCCCAGAAGGAGCCUGCCCGAAUGGUGAUUUACAGUGUCCAGAAAAUGCUGCUUGUGUCAAUGGGAAAUGUGUUGAUAUAUGUGCAAAUGCAUGUGGAAGUAACACAAAAUGCACUGUGGUAAAUCGAACCCCCGUCUGCGAAUGUAGAGCAAAAUAUGUGCCUGGAUUGACUGGAUCAGCACGUGACGGAUGCUUGCGAUUGGUUAGUGAAUGCAUCAGUGAUUUAGAUUGUGGAGGUGACGUCUGUCAAAAUGGACAAUGCAUGGCGGUAUGUCGAAAUUCGAAGGACUGUUCCGAAGGAGAACGUUGCCUCAACAGUGUUUGCGUUCAACCUUGCUCAAGUCACAACCAAUGUAGUGAAGGUCAAGCUUGCAUUUCUGGUAGCUGCCUGCUGGGAUGUCGAAGUAACAAGGAUUGCGACAGUUCAAAAGCUUGUAUCAACAAUAAAUGCCGAGAUCCUUGUGACGAUCAAGGAACUUGCGGUCCCAACUCAAUUUGUAGUUGCCUCAACCAUAUACCAAGUUGUAAAUGUCCCCCUGGUUUCGAGGGUAAUCCUAAUCCAGAGCAGGGUUGUGUAAGAAUGCCGUCGUCUUGUAUGAGCUCAACAGAGUGUGCCCCAGGACAUAUGUGUAUUGCAAAUCAAUGCAGUCUCCCUUGCUCGGAGACCACAUCUUGCGCAAUUGGAGAAAGAUGUUAUAAUAAUGUGUGCUCCAAGGUUUGUUACACUAAUAAUAACUGUUUACCAGGUGAAGUAUGCAACGAAGCUGGAACAUGCCAACCAGGGUGUAGUACGGAUGCUGAUUGUCCAUCCCAAAAGGUCUGUUUAGCCAGCAAGUGUAAAUGCAUGAAAGGUUACAUUGGUACACCACUUGGGUGUGCGGAUAUAGACGAAUGCACGGACAGCCCCUGUCACCCGACUGCAUCAUGUGAAAACAUUCCGGGUUCGUACCGAUGUUUCUGUUCCGAGGGCACUGUUGGAGAUGCAUAUUCAAAUCCGGGCUGCCGCCUGCCGGUACAAUGCUACAAAAAUAGUGAUUGUGCGGAAAACUUGGCUUGCGAUAAUGGUAAAUGUAUAGACCCUUGUCAAUUGACGAAAUGUGGACCAAAUGCCGAAUGUCAUACCAUUGAUCAUGCAGCUGAAUGCCAGUGUCCUUCGGGUCACUUAGGCGAUGCUCGUGAUAUCACAGUUGGUUGCUUCCGAGUCGAGUGCUUGAUCAACGAUGAUUGCUCGCAGGAUAGACACUGCCAAAAGGAAACUAACAGAUGUAUCAAUCCGUGCGAUAAGAUAAACUGUGGCAAGGGAACUUGUCAAGUUGUCAAUCACGAAGCCAUUUGCACGUGUUUCCAAGGCUACGAGUCGGUAAGCGGACGUUGCGAAGACAUAGAUGAAUGCCAAGCCAAUCCUUGUCAUGCUACCGCUCGGUGUCAGAAUUCACCAGGAACCUAUUCUUGCACCUGCCCGGAUGGCCUAGUCGGUGACCCAGUGAACACUGGAUGCAGGUCGCCCGAUGAAUGCAUAACGAAUUCGGACUGCCCAACGACGGCAGUUUGCGAAGCUUCACGGUGUAAGAAUCCUUGUAGUAUCGAAGAUGUCUGCGGCAAAAAUUCAAUCUGUUCUGCAGUUGGACAUGCAGCUGUAUGUGAAUGUCCAGCAAACACUCGUGGAGAUCCCAAAGUCAACUGCCAAAAAGUAGAAUGUUCAGAAAAUAACGACUGUUCGGUCGAUCAAACAUGUAUUAAUUACAAAUGUGUUAAUCCUUGCUCAUUAACAAACGCCUGCGGUCAGAAUGCAAACUGUGCAUCAGAGAACCAUCUAGCUAUCUGCUCGUGUCAACCAGGAAUGACAGGAAAUCCACUGCUAGGAUGUGUGCCUUUACAAUACUGCAACAGCGAUCUGCAGUGUCCCUCAGGAACCAAAUGUAAUGCAGGAGUUUGUUGUACUCUCUGCUCCAGUGGCAGAGAUUGCAUCAGCGAUCAGUUGUGCAUUCAUGGAGUUUGUCAACCGACCUGCCAAUCAAAUUCAAGCUGCCCCGAUUUUCAGUUUUGUCAAAACAAUAUUUGCACACAGGAAUUUAAAUGUCGCUCCAAUGGAGACUGUGACCCUGAUGAAACGUGCAUCGUUGAUGCCACAGGACGAUCGGAAUGUAUCAAUGCAUGUUCUGGACGUGUGCUUUGCGGAAGAAAUGCCGAAUGCUCAGCUAGAGAUCAUUCGGCAGUUUGCGACUGCAAACCUGGUUUUUAUCAAGACAACGGUGGAACAUGUAGGAAAAUUGAAUGUAAUAGUGAUGAUGAAUGUUCUAGCGAUAAAACCUGUGAAAACCAUGCGUGUAAAAUUGUCUGUCUAAUUGGUCAACCAUGUGGUGCUAACGCCCUGUGUUCGGCAGAAAAUCACCGACAAGUCUGCUACUGUCAACCUGGAUUCACUGGCGAUCCGACAACGGGAUGUAAUUUGAUAGAUUACUGCAAAGAAUCUCCAUGUGGACCGAAUGCAAAAUGCAGAAAUAGUCGCGGAUCGUAUCGAUGCUCUUGUCUUUCCGGUUCAGUCGGUGACCCAUACGGAAACGGUUGUAAGAAAGCAGCUGAAUGUGAAUCAAAUUCCGACUGCCCGGUAGCGGCUGUUUGCGAUAAGACAAACGCGGAUCCAAAAUGCCGAGAUGCGUGCGAAUUGGAAAGUUGCGGUCCUAAUGCGGAAUGCCAGUCUAGAAACCAUAAUGCCAAAUGCGUUUGUCGAAACGGUUAUGAAGGGGACCCGGCUGAUCGAUUCAGUGGCUGUAGACCGAUACCUGUAGCGUGCAAGUUUAACAUCGACUGUCCAGAAAACUCUUACUGUUCCGAUCAAGUUUGUAAACCGGCUUGCACUGCAACCGAAGAGUGCAACAAGGAUGAGAUCUGCGCCAACGGACAAUGCAUCAAUCCUUGCCACGAGCCGAACGCUUGCGGAAUGAAUGCCGAAUGUGUAAUGGCGGAUCAUUUCAAGCAAUGCUCGUGUCCGGCUGGAUUCACCGGAGAUUCAGCGCUUGAAUGUGUUAGAAUACCAACCUUAUGCACUUCUAAUGCUGAUUGCGGCGAAGGAACGGCUUGCCACAAUUCAAUGUGUUUGCCUCGCUGCGGAACUGAUCAAGAUUGUGCUCUGAACGAAAAAUGUGUAGGAAAUAAAUGCAUGCUGACUUGUCGACUAGACAACGACUGCUUCCUUGGGCACAUUUGUCUCAACGGGCGCUGCGUGUACGGUUGUCAUUCUGAUGAUGACUGUAGUGCUAGCGAGACAUGUCGAGCCAACCAUUGCACGGAUCCUUGUCAGGACAAUCCAUGUGGACCUAAUGCAGCUUGUACAGUGGUUAACCAUCGUGCCAGCUGUUCUUGUAUCAAUGGUAUGGUGCCAAGCCCGACAGCAAAGAUUGGUUGUAUUCGAGCGCCAGCCCUGCAGUGCACUAUUAAUAGAGACUGUCCUGAGGGAACACAAUGUAUCGAUAAUCUGUGCCGAUCUAUCUGCGCCAACGAUCAAGGAUGCUUGAAUAACGAACGAUGCGAUCGGGGAACCUGCAAACCUAUUUGUAGACGAGAUGAUGACUGUCGGACGGGAGAACUUUGCCAAGGUCAAACAUGCGUAAUCGGAUGUAGAUCAGAUGCUGGCUGCGCUCCUCAGUUGGCAUGUGUUGCUCAACAGUGUAUUGAUCCGUGCGUUGAGCCUACAGCCUGCGGAACAAAUGCUCGUUGCACAGUGGUGAAUCAUCAAAAGCAGUGUUCUUGUCCACCUCCACUUAACGGAGAUCCUCUUACCGGGUGUCGUGCAGAGCAAAGGUCUUGUCAAACAAGAACCGAUUGCCCAAAAGGACAAGCGUGCUAUGGUAAUACUUGUAUGGCAUCUUGUCGAAAUGAUCAAAACUGUUUGACCGACGAACGAUGUAUUCGCGGAACAUGCCGAACUGUGUGUAAUAGUGACGCCUCCUGUGGUAAUGGUUUGAUUUGUGAAAACCGAGUUUGCCAAGCGGGCUGCCGAACUGAUAACAACUGUUUGAGCAAUCAAGCUUGUAUCAAUAAACAGUGUACAGACCCCUGCACGGUGCUUGGUCAAUGCGGCACGUGUUCUGAAUGUACGGUUAUAAACCAUGGAGUUCAAUGUAGUUGUCCGAAUGGAUACCUUGGAAACCCGCUGGUUUCCUGUUCGCCACCUCCUCAAAAAUGUAAUUCCUAUUGCUAUUGCGACGAAGAAGGUGUAUUCUGCGCAGACAAAUGUCGCCAGGCUAAAGAUUGUUCCUGCGGACAAACAUGUUACCGGGGACGUUGUCGCACUAAAUGUAACCCAGGAACUUGUCCACCAGGGCAGCUGUGUCAAAAUGGUGCGUGUGUGGCGGGCUGCCGAUCGAACACAGACUGCGCUGGCGAACGAUCUUGUAUCAAUAGAAAAUGUGUCGAUCCAUGCGCCGUCGAAAAAGCAUGCGGAAAGAAUGCAAUGUGUCAAGCGGCCGACCACCAAGCUUUUUGCUUAUGUCCUGACGGAUUUCAAGGGGAUCCGCGUGUACGAUGUGUUCAGUAUGAGUGUCAAACUAACGACGACUGUGAACUGGAUAAACGAUGUACUGAUGGCAAAUGUAUCAACCCUUGUUUGGAACAGAAUGCCUGUGGUCUGAAUGCCCAGUGUCGUGUUGUAAACCGACAGGCUCAAUGCUCAUGUACUCCUGGAUUUUUCGGUAAUGCACGGCAGGAAUGCCAACCGGUCGAGAAACACAGCUGUUCGCAAAAUCCAUGCGGAGAAAAUACCAUUUGUCGUGAGGACAACAACGGUUACGAAUGUACUUGUCAACCAGGCUGUAUGGGAGAUCCGCAAAAGGGAUGCUUAUGUCAGGCCAAACAAACCAAUGAGUGCCACAAGUUUCACUGUGGAAAGCACGCUGUUUGUCGACUUAACUCAUCGGAUAAGCCGGAAUGCUACUGUCCGCCACUCUAUCCUGGAGGGGACCCAUACACAGAAUGCACGACCGAACGAACGGUUUCCGAUUGUCGAACGACUGGAUGCACCGAAGGUGAAUGUGUGCGUGAUGGUACACAAUUUAUCUGCCGCAACGACGAAUCCUGCGCAAACGAUAUGCAAUGUCCGAAUGAAAAGGCCUGCAUUGGAGGAAAAUGUUCUGAUCCUUGCUCGCUACGGGGAGCAUGUGGAGAUAAUGCCCUGUGUCAAACGGUUCUCCAUCGACCACGAUGCGCCUGUCCCAGUUGCUACAUAGGCAGUCCGAAUGUAGAAUGCAAACCCGAUCCAAAGUGUCAAGAAGUGAGCACACAGAAACCAAGCGAUCCGAAGAUCGUUUCGAUAGCAUGCGAAACAGAUGGCGACUGUGACGAGUCACUAAGAUGCGAUGCAGGAGGUCAGUGUAGCGAUCCUUGUACAAUCCCUACCGUGUUUGUAUGCGACUCAAAUAAGAAGUGUAUUUCUCGUAAGCAUCGUCCCGUUUGUGUCUGCAAACAUGGGUUCAUCGUAAACGACUACGGAGAACUGAUUUGUGCUUCCGAGAAACGCGAAUGCCAUGGCGAUGAUGGAUGUGCCUCAAAUAUGGCCUGUAUCGAUGGUAAAUGUUUGAACCCUUGCAUGCCAACGGCUUCAAGGGGUCCUGCCUGCUCGGACGACAAAGCAUGCCUUGUUCUAGACCACAAACCCUCCUGCAUCUGUAUGAAAGACUGCAGUCCUUCUCUCUCCAUUUGCCUUCGGGACAGCGGUUGCCCGGCAGAUCUGGCCUGCCGUAACUAUCAGUGUGUAAAUCCUUGCGAAACUACUCAUUGUGCAGAUGAUACACCAUGCUUUGUCGAAGACCAUAAACCAAUAUGUAAAUUCUGCCCACCCGGAUUCGUGAAAGAUGCUCAUCAAGGAUGUUUGAAAGAAAUCGGAUGUAGGCACAACGAUGAAUGUCCUGCGGAGCGGUCGUGCAUCAAUGGUGCGUGUAUUGAUCCGUGUCACGCUGGAAAUCUAUGUGAUGCGGGACAGGAAUGCGAGGUUCAAAACCAUGAACCCGUCUGUAUCAAGCUCUGCCAGUGCCAAAAAUCGAGUGACUGUCAGUCCGGACUGCAUUGUGAUGGAUGCAACUGCAUACAAGAAGACGUCGAAGACAGAGGCCCGAUGUGCAGGCACUGUCCACCGGGUAUUCCUUGUAAUCCCAUUACUGGUGCCUGCGUCAAAGUCUUAGAUUAUACUACCACAUCAACGAUAUCUGAUGUACAUAGCACACACACGACAGAUUAUAUACCGCACACAAGCGAGCAAAUAACAACUAACUAUGUAACCAAGCAGCUAAAAACCACAACUGAGCAGUACGAAAUGUCUUCAAUCCCGAGCACAGUUGUUAGUGAAUCCUCUCAGAAACCGUCGUAUUCCUCUGUAGAAAUAGGAACCGAUUCUUCUACAGCGGCAUCACCGAGGGAAAGCACUGACACAGUGGAAACAACAGAGACUUUGAUUUCCACUACACUUGAACCCGUUACAUACACUGGCGUUUAUCGACCAAUAACCGUGACUUACCCUGACUCAGACAAUUUACAGCAUACAACUGGUGUUUAUAUUACGACCGAUAAAUUCCCACUGACAGUAGAAAAAACUACCACUCAGCAAGACUCCGAAAAGAUGACAACUAAGAUUAUUGAACACGAAAGUACAACCAUUACGAUUAAUACCACAGCCGAACAAGACACAAAAUAUACCAUAAGUGACCAAAAUGGUACAGUUCUAGUUGACAGUACCAUCGAAACUUUAGGUCCCCAGAAAGAUGUUUCUUCCGAAUCAAGUUAUAGAGACAGAAAUACUGAAGCAACCGUAGUUGUGUCCACAGCUAGUGAAGCUAGUACACUGCAUUUAGGCAUACAAGAAAUCGAAACGGAGAAAGCGUCUACAGAAGAGCCCAUUUCAACCGAAUCGAAGCCUCUUAAUAGAGAAACUUUCUCUACAACAGGAACAACUAGUAAAGAAGAAAGUACACCUACAAUACAAUACAUUACUCAAGCUGCAGAUCUAGAAAGAACAACCAAACAACCAACCGAACAAACUGAAAUUACAACACCGUCGACAUUACAACAGAUGACUCCUGCUGUUCAAAACGAAACGUUAGAACAAGUUUCAACCACAAUUAAAUCAACCGAUACAUCUCAAACGAAAUACAUGUCUACUUUAGGAGAAGACACAAGCACACAGUAUUCGAAACACUCAACCGAUACGACAAUUGCUGUGGAUACAGCAACUGAAAGUUUUAAAAUAACCAGCCCGAGUAAUUUAGCUCCUGCGAGUACAUUAGAACCGGAAACUUCAAGUGCAAAUCAAGACGACAUCUUGGAAACUACUACCGGAGAAUUGAAUACCGAAGAGGUGACAAUGUCUACUGAGUUCGGCAUACCUAAAGAAAGAACAAGCACAUUAGAAUAUAUCGAAAAAACAGAUGGUACAAUCGGAUUAACGGGUGAAAUGAAAAUGGAGACGACUACGAUUUUACGCACAUCUACGAAAAGUGCUACUCAAACGCAAACAGAUCAAACAAGGGAUAACACUGGCUACGAAACAACUCCAGGAAUGGAAACAACUCUGUCACAUACAGAUAAAAUGGUAGAGGUUAGCUCAGAUUUCAGCAAAUAUCUCACUACUGCUGAAUAUGAAAGUUCACCGAUCACGUCCUUAAAUCAAAACACCGGAUCAACUGGAGAUACGGGACACGAUUCUACAAAAAUGGAGCAUACCGUAAGUCCCACUGUGGAAUAUACUACUAAACAGCAAGCUGAAAGUAUGAGGACAACAUAUGUAACAAAAUCUGCCGGAACAGUUGGAACAUAUAUAAUUCAAACAUAUAAUACGAAUCAAGCCGAAACUGUAGAAACUUCUACAAUCCAAUUAAGCACUGAACCAACUGAGAAAGCAUUCGAUGAAAAUUCUUUGCAAAAAGAAACAACGACUAGUAAGUAUAGUGAUGUUCAUGAAAUGGGAAGCACUUUGCAAGGGAUUAAAACAACAGAAGUGCCCAGCGCAAUCUUUACGGAAUACAUAACCGCCCAGAGAACUACUGUGGACAUUUCCACAAUGAAAGCAAUGUCUACAACGGCAUCUCCAGUUGAGCUCUCAUCAAACAUCGAAGGAAUGACAAGCACAGAAAAACAUUACACUUCAAGUGAAAUGGCUACAGAACCUAAUUCACAAUACUCAACGGAGGAAAAACCCAAAUCUAAUCAAACAAAUAUUCAAACCACCACCGAAUCAACACGAGAAACAACAUCCAUGGAGUCUACUAUCAUUUCUGAUGAAUUAACUACGGCAAAGGUACCCGAACAAAUGGAUGAACAGUCGACGAAACAUAUCGUAGAAGUUUCUACCCAGCAACAAAUGAAGACAACAGAAAUUUCAACUCAAGCUGAGACCCUAAAAACUAUAAUCCCAAUAACGUACUUUCCGGAAACUGAUACAAGUUCAAUUAAAACAACCGCUAGAACAUCGUUUGACACUGAACAAACAUCAACAACUACUGCUGGGUACGAUGUAACCAAGCAGUUAAAAACCACAACAGCAGGUAAUGAAACACUGGAAAAUGACAUAACGAGGGAACCUUCAGUUAACGAGAGUACGGAGAUGUUAACAUCAAAAGAAGCUGGCACAUCUCCCAUUCCGGAAGUAGAAGAAGAGAAAACAAUUACUAGUACUACUGAAGAAGUUUCAUAUAGUACGAGCCCAUCUGGUAGUGUCGAAGAUAUCGAAACCACAUCAAGUGGUGCAGAGUUUUCUGUGACAAGCACAAUCGAGACUGUAAAAAGAACCACAACCGAGGCUAAAAAUAUUGAAGGUACCACAAUACCUGACAGUUCUGAGUUCAACACGGAACACGCAACUGAAUCACGAACCACACAAGCUGUUCAGUACAGUAAAGGUACACAAGAAGCGUCAGAAAAAUCUAUUACAGACGACGCAACGACUAGCGGUACAACUUUAACUGGUACAUUUUACUCACCUGAAAUGCAAACAACCAGCAAGCCAGUCGUAGAAACCACCAUUCCUGAAGAAAGAACUACAUCUCACGCUUACCAACAAAUGAAUGACACUAAGAAACCCUUUGUAGAAGUUUCUACUGAGCAACAAGCGGCGAUGACAACGGCAGGUGCGGUACAAACAACCUUAACUCAAGCUGAGACUGUGAGAACUACAAUUACAAUACCGCAGAUUUCGGUUGAACACAUGACAACAACAGAAAUCACAACUUUAGAUAUGCGAACAGCCCCCGAAACAACAAAAGAAACAGUGUCUUUUAAGUCUACUACCAUUUCUGAAGAAAGAACUGCAGCACAGGAAUAUGUACAAAUGGAUAACUCCACAGAAACUAUGGCAGAAGUUUUUGAACCAACAAGAGAAACUACUACUAUUUCUGAAGAAACAACUACAGCCCAUGAUUACAAACAAAUGGAUGAAACCACAAAACCAAUUCCAGAAUACUCUACCGAGGAACAAGCGAUGAUAACAACAGCGGGCACUAUACAAACAACUCAAGCUGAGUCAUCGAGGACUACAUCAGCAUAUAUUUCUUCGACUGACAGUAGUUUAAGUGAAAUUGCUACGACACAAUCAAACACUGAACAACCAUCAACUACAGGUCAGUAUGAUAGACUAAAACAAGUUGGAAGUACAACACCAGGUAUUGAAAUACUAGAAAGUGUCACAACGAGGAGAUUUCCAGCUGACGAAAGCACUGUAGCAAUCACAACGGAAGAGACUGUAACUCUUUCAAGCACUUCUCGUAUUCCGGAAGCAGAAGAAGAAGAUGGAUCCAUUACUACCACUAUUAAAUCUCUUGUAGAUGGGACAAAACCAUCUGGUGAUAUCGAAAUCGCCGAAUCCACAAAAACCACACCGAGUGGUGCGCAAGAGAAAACUACAACCGAAACUGGUAUUCCAACUGAACAUCAUGAAGGUACUACAAUAGUAGAGGUAUCUGAGUUUGGUGUAGAAAACGUAACUGAGUCACGUACUUCGCAAGCAAUUCAAUACGGUACAGAUACACAAGAAACUACAACAAUAGGUACUCUAGAAAAUACAACUGACCACACAAUAUCAACGGAAAGUAUACCUUUAGAUAUGCGAACUACAACCGAACCAAUUGGAAAAACAGUGUCUAUUGAGUCUACUACUAUUUCUAAAGAAAGAACUACAGCACAGGAUUAUGUACAAAUGGAUACCUCCACGAAUCUUGCUGUAGAAGUUUCUGAGCUAUCUGGAGAAACAGUGUCUAUUGAGUCUACAGGUACAUCUGAAGAAAGAACUACCUCCCUUGAAUACCAACAAAUGGAUGAAACUACGGAACAUAUUACAGAAGGUUCUACCGAGAAACAAGCGGAAAUAACAACAUCGGGCAGUAUACGAACAACUCAAGUUGAGACAUCGAGGACUACAUCGUCAUAUGUUGCACCGACUGAUACCAGUCUAAGCGAAACUGCUGCAACACGGUUAAUCACCGAACGGCCAUCAACUACUGCAAAAUAUGAUACGCCAAUACAAGUUGGAAGCACUACACCAAGUAUUGAAACACUAGGAGGUGUCACUACGGGGAGAUUUUCAGCUGAUGAAAGUACUGAGUCAUCAACCACACAGCAUGAUGUAACUCUUUCAAGUACAGCUCAUAUUCUGGAAACAGGAGAAGAGGGAUCAAGUACUGUUGAAUCUGUCGCAGGUAGUACAAACCCACCUAGUGGCAGCGAAAUCACCGAAACCACAAGAACCACACCGAGUGGCGCAGGAUUCACAACGGAAACUCAAGAGAAAACUACAACCGAGACUGGUGUUCCAACUGAAAAUCAUGAAAGUACUACAAUGCUAGACGUAUCUAAGUUAAGCGUAGAAAACGCAACUGAAUCGCGUACUUCGCAAGCUAUUCAAUACAGUACGAAUACACAAGAAACUACAGUAAUCGAUAGCCUAGAACUUACAACUGACCACACAAUGAGGACGGAAAGUACAACUUUAGAUAUACGAUCAACCGUCGAACCAAUGAGAAAAACAGUGUCUAUUGAGUCUACUACCGUUCCUGAAGAGAGAACUACCACACAGGUUUAUGAAUAUAUGGAUAACUUUACAAGAACUGGUGUAGAAGUUUCUGAACCAACUGCAGAAACAGUGUCUGUUGAGUCUACAGCUACAUCCGAAGAAAGAACUACAGCACCGGAUUAUAAGCAAAUGACUGUCACACUAUCUAAUCCAGAUUUUACCGAGAAACAAGCGGAAAUAGCAACAAUGGGCAGUAUUCAAACAACUCAAGCGGUGACAUCGAGGACUACAUCGUCAUAUCCACCGACUGAUGCUAAUUUAAGUGAAACUGCUACAACACGAUUAAACACUGAACGACCAUCAUCUACUGCUAGGUAUGAUACACCAGAAAAGGUUGAAAGCACAACACCAGGUAUUGAAACACUAGAAAGUGUUACUACAAGAAGUUUUACAGGUGAUGAAAGCACUGUAGCAAUCACAACGGAAGAGGCUGUAACUCUUUCAAGCACAUCUCGUAUUCCGGAAGCAGAAGAAGAAUCAAUUACUACCACUAUUAAAUCUCUUAUAGACGAUACGAAACCAUCCGAUGGUGUCGAAAUCACCGAAUCCACAGGAACCACACCGACUGGUGCAAUAUUCACAAUGGAAACUCAAGAAAAAACUACAACCGAGACUGGUAUUCCAACUGGAAAUCGAGAAGAUACCACAAUACUAGACGUAUCUGAGUUUAGUGUAGAAAACGCAACUGAACCUCGUACUUCGCAAACCAUUCAAUACAGUACAGAAACACAAGAAACUACCGUAAUAGGUAGCCUAGAACAUACAACUGACCACACAAUAACAACUGAAAGUACAGCUUUAGAUAUGCGAACAACGACCGAGCCAGUUAGAAAAACUGUAUUCGUUGACUAUACUACAACUUCUGAAGAAAUAACUACAGCCCAUGAUUACAAACAAAUAAAUAAAACUAUGGAACCUGUUCUAGAAAGUUCUACCAAGAAACAAGUGGAGAUAACAACAGCGGACAGUAUACGAACAACUCAAGUUGAGACAUCGAGGACUACAUCGCCGUAUGUUCCGUCGACUGAUACUAGUUUAGGUGAAACUGCUACAACAGGAUUAAAUACUGAGCGAGCAUCAACUACUGCUCAGUAUGAUUUGCCAGAACAAGUAGGAAGCACAACACCAGGUAUUGAAAUACUAGAUAGCGUCACUACGGGAAGAUUUACUGUUGAUGAAAGUACUAUAGCAAUCACAACAGGAGAGGUUGUAACUCUUUCAAGCACAUCUCGUAUUCCGGAAGCAGAAGAAGAAUCAAUUAGUACCACUAUUAAAUCUCUUGUAGACGAUACGAAACCAUCCGAUGGUGUCGAAAUCACCGAAUCAACAAGAACCACACCGAGUGAUUCAGGAUUCGCAAUCGAAACUCAAGAGAAAACUUCAACCGAGAGUGGUGUUCCAACUGAACAUCAUGAAGGUACUACAAUAUUGAACGUAUCUGAAUUUAGUGUAGAAAACGCAACUGAAUCACGUACUUCGCAAGCCAUUCAAUACGGUACAGAAACACAAGAAACUACCGUAAUAGGUAGCCUAGAACAUACAACUGACCACACAAUAAGAACUGAAAGUACAGCUUUAGAUAUGCGAACAACAACCGAACCGGUUAGAAAAACAAUAUCAUUUGAGUCUACUACCAUUUCUGAAGAGAGAACCACCGCACAGGAUUAUGAACAAAUGGAUAACUUCACAAAUACUGCUGUAGAAGUUUCUGAACCAACUGCAGAAACAGUGUCUAUUGAGUCUACAGCUACAUCUGAAGAAAUAACUACAGCCCAUGAUUACAAACAAAUGGAUAAAACUACGGAACCUGUUCCAGAAGGCUCUACUUGGAAACACGCAGAGAUAACAACAGCCAGUAAACAAACAACUCAAGCAGAGAUAUCGAAGACUACAUCGUCAUAUGUUCCACCAGCUGAUACCAGUGUUAGUGAAACUCCUACAACAGGAUUGAACACUGAGCGGCCAUUGACUACUGCUGAGUAUGAUACGCCAAAACAAGCCGGAAGCACAAGUCUAGGGAUUGAAAUACUAGAAAGAGCCACUACGGGGAGAUUGCCAAUUGAUGAAAGUACUGAGUCAUCAACCACACAGGAAGCUGGAGCUCUUUCAAGUACAUCUCAUACUUCGGAAGCAGAAGAAGAGAGAUCAAGUACCGUUGAAUCUGUCGCAGAUAGUACAAGCCAAUCUAGUGGCAUCGACAUAACCGAAUCCGCAGAAACCACUCCGAGUUACGCUGGCCUCACAAUCCAGACCAUUGAGAAACGACCUCUUAUAGAAGGUUCCACCGAAAAACAAGCAGAGCUAACAACACCGGGUAGUAUACAAACAAGUCUAACUGAGACUGAACGACCAUCAACUACUGCUGAGUAUGAUACGCCAAAACAAGUUGAAAACACAACACCAGUGGAAGAACCACUGGAAAGGGUAACACCGAAAACGUUUACUGCCGAUGAGACAUUAACAACAAAAGAAGCUGCUACUCUGUCAAGCUCAUCUCUUAUCCCAGAAACAAUCACUAAAACUACUGAAUUUACUCCAGAUAGUACAAGCCCAUUUGAUGACCUGCAAACCUCCCAAUCUGAAAGUACUACCUCGAAUGAUGAACAAUUUUCAACGAUUAGCAUAAUUGAAACUUCAGAGCAAACAACUGUUUCUUCAAUUGGCACCCCAAAAACUAGUAUUUUAACUAAAAAUCAUGAAAGCAGCACAAUACUACAGGAAUCUGAGUCAAGUGUGGAAGACACAACUAAAUCGGAUACGUCAACAACUGUUCAGUACAGUACGGAUGCUCCGGAAACGGCAGCAACAGAUAGUCUAAAGUUUACAACUGAUCACAGUACAAUAACAGAAAAUGUAGCUGAUAGAACGUCAGUAGUCUAUAGCCAAACAGUUGAACAUAUUACAGACAACGCAACUACAAGCGAUACUACUUUUACUAGUACUUCAUUUACAUCGGAUUUGCGGACAACUACUGAAUCAACAAAAGAAACUGCAUCCGAGGAAGAAACGGAAAUUGCAACCGCUGGGAUCCUGAGAACUACAAUCGUAGCACCGCAUGUUCCGACAACUGAUUCUACUUCAGGUGAAACAACUGCCACACGAUUUUAUACUAAAAAAAUAACAACUACUACUGAUCAAGAUAUACCAACAGAAAUUGAUAGCUCAGUACCCACUAUUGAAACAUUGGGAAGUGUAACUACUAAGAAACUUCCAGUUGAAAACAACACUGAGUUAGUAACAACAGAAGGUGCUCCAACAAGCACAUCGCGAUUACCGGAAUCAACAGGAACUACUGAAUCCAUUGCAGUUAGUACCAGCCCAUCUGGAGGUAUCCAAACUGCCGAAUCCGUAAGAACCACCACGCACAAAGGUUUUCAAGAAACGACGAUUGCGGUUAGCCCAGACCAUACAACUAAAAUGCAUUUUGUAGAGGAGACGGAAAUUACUAGCACUUCCAGUGAAUCGACAACGCUUUCACCGCGGCAAGAUUAUACUUCCUCCGAUGAUACUUCCUCCGCAAUGGACAGUACUUCAAUGCCGAGCAUACAAGAAGUUCCAAUAACUGACGACGUAACACAAAGAAGUUCAGAGUUAAGUACAACUGAUAUAAUAGAUGAAACAGAUGACGUCUCAAACAAAUUGUCCACGGAAAAACAUCUUACAAGCUCCCAAAAACCUAUACAAAAAGAAAUAACUACCUUAUCAUCACCUACUACAGAAGCAUCCAGCAAUGAAAUCACAGUUUCGACCAGUCCAAUGGGCGUCGCUUCCACUAUUGCAGAAGAAAAACCUAGUAUUUAUGAUACCGAAACACCUAAGGUCGUUACAGAAACUAUGAGUGAAUUAGUACCGACAACCUCAAUUAGUGCCGCAUUUGACGCUACAACUAUUACAAUCGUCAGUAAGCAUACGGAAACCGCAAAAACUAGCAUUACCUCAAGUGGUGAGACUACUUUAACAAGCACUAUACAAACAACAGCAGAAACGGAUGGAGAGAUUUCUACCGUUACUAUCGAAACCAGGUCAGAUACUGUACCUAGUGAACAAAAGCAGGUAACAAUAAGCUUUCAAACUGAAAGCUCAACUGUUUCCACUGAAGAAACUACCAAAACAAUGCCGUUUACAACGAAAAGAUUCGACGAAAGCGGAGAAACAUCGACUUUCGCUUAUGACGAGAUGGAUGCUAUUACUCCAGUAGAUGCUAGGACAUUUACAGUUGAACCUAUUACUGUAACGGCGUUCCCUGAGAAUUUCUCCACUACUGCUUCCUUUGUUGGAGAUUAUCACAAUGUCUCCGUAAAAAUCACGGCCCCAACCGAGUAUUAUACAGAACCUUUUAGCGAAACCAAAACAAGUGCAUCAACGACAACAUCACCUACACCUGAUAGUUAUACUUCAAUUUCAAAAGAAUAUGUUACUGAUGAAGUUUCCGUGACCACCACAAGUAGCGGAGUUACAACCAAAGAACGUGAAUCAAAGAUUCCAAAAACAAUCACAAUAACUUCUCCUCCAACUACAGUACAUCCAGAAACAGAAUCAGAUUUAACUACUCCUCCGCAAAACAUCUCUUCUCCUACCACCACUAGUAUUUCGCUAGAAAGUUAUUUUACAGAACAUGAAACAACUCAGAUGGCUAGGGACCAACAAGAUACAACUGAAUAUAUGGACAACAUUUCAAGUACGACGACCUACGACGUAGUCACGACAAGAGAAAAACUAGACACUACCACAUUAAUUUACGACACGACACUCAAGAGCAUCAAUGACGCUUUGACUGAGAGCACUCGAUCAACUUUUCCGGAUGAUUCAACGUCUACUCCUACACCGAAUGAGUUAGGCUAUAGGAUAACUACUCUUGUGCCUCCCAGAAACUGCCGAACCUCUGCCGAUUGCGAAAUAUCCGAAAUAUGCAAUAAAACACACUGUAUACCAAUCUGUACAGAUAGUCUAUCUCCCAAUACACCCUGCGCAAAAGAAUCGCCCGGUACACCUAAGAAACCCGAACCCUGUCAAUCCGAUGUGGACUGUAUCGAAACGGAGGUAUGCUAUAUGGGAACAUGCGAGGAUCCCUGCCUGUUCGACAGGGUUUGCGCACCCACAGCAACCUGCCGCGCCAAAAUGCAUCGACCCAUCUGCACCUGUCCCCCUGGACACGAGGGUAACCCGAUGAUCAAGUGUUCACCGGUCAAAGCAAUUGAAUGCACCUCAAAUGAUGAAUGUACCUUACUGGAAGCCUGCAUCGGUAACGUCUGUCAGCGGCCAUGUGACGUGCAAAACCGUUGUGUUUCUAAUGCAGUUUGUAUUAAUAAAAAUCAUGGUUCUGAAUGUAGUUGCGUUGAAGGAUACCACGGAAACGGUUAUGUGUCUUGUCAGCUAGUGACAACACCAGGUUCGGUGUGUCAGUAUAAUGAGGACUGUCCUCCAGACAAAUUGUGUGAUCGAUUAAAUCGGGUCUGUAUAAAUCCUUGCCAAGAGGAUUCGUGUGGAGAUAACGCUGACUGCUUCCCAGUUAACCACGGAAUAGACUGCCGAUGUAGAAACGGAUUUUCCGGCAAUGCAUAUAUACAGUGUGUUCAGUUACAUGGCUGUAAAUCUGAUCGUGAAUGCGACCUUUCGGAAGCUUGCAUCAACGGUCAAUGUAUAUCUCCAUGUCAAUGCGGCCCGUACGCUUUGUGUGAUGUCAAGAAUCACAAAGCAAAUUGCCGAUGUCCUCCAGGUUAUCAGGGUGACGGCCGUGUGGGAUGCAGUCCUCCUAGUAAUCCUUGCGAUCCAAAUCCAUGCGGACUUAAUGCUAUGUGCGAAAUCGACGCGGGCAGUCCAAUCUGCUAUUGUCCGAAAGGGCUAACUGGAAAUCCAUUCAAAAAUUGCAUACCAGAAGGAGAUGAGUGUUCUCCUAAUCCCUGUGGACCUAAUAGUGGUUGUCGGAAAAUAAACAACCAAGCAGCUUGCUUUUGUUUGCCAGAAUUUGAAGGAAACCCACCAGAAGUUCCGUGUAAGCUGCCACAAAAUCCAUGUGAUCCUUCACCAUGUGGCCCAAAUACUCAAUGUGCAAUACUUAGUAAUGGAUACGCCAAAUGUACUUGCCUCAGUGGAUAUAUCGAAAGUCCCAACACAAUUCGUGGUUGCGUGGAGCCUAGGAAUCCAUGUGAUCCUAAUCCAUGUGGAUUUGGAGCUGUUUGCGAUUCCUCCCGGAAACCUGAAUGCUACUGCCCGGAGGGUACAAUUGGAAAUCCGUUCCGCAGCUGUGCAGAACCAAACAUUAUACCUGAACUAUGCAAACCUGGACCUUGCGGUAAAAAUGCAGACUGUUAUACUGUCGGUGGUAGAGAGCAAUGUUACUGUCGUCCAGGACUAAUUGGUGAUGCUUAUAACGAAUGUAACGAGCCUCCAAGAUCCGCAUGUGAGCCGAAUCCUUGCGGUCCUGGAGCUGAAUGCCUAGUACAACCCGAUGGGUCGGCAGUAUGUAGGUGUCCACCUGGACUAAGCGGUGAUCCAUCUGCUGCAGAAGGAUGCCGUGGUUUCGAAUGUCGUACCGACAGUGAAUGUGCUGCAGAUAAAGCCUGCAUUGGAUUCCAAUGUGUCGAUCCAUGCCCUGGUGCUUGCGCCGCAGGAGCCUAUUGCAAAGUAGAAAAACAUCACCCUGUAUGCUUCUGUAAUGCCGGUCUCACUGGGAAUCCAGCAAUUCGAUGCUAUUCGAUUGAAGAACGAAUACCGGAUAACCAGUGUAAUCCUAGUCCCUGCGGUAUUAACACUCAAUGCACGGUAAGAAACAAAAGACCGAUUUGCAAAUGUUUACCAAAUUACAAGGGCGAUCCCAAGAAAGGUUGCCGUGCAGAGUGUGAACUUAACUCCGAUUGCCCAUCCGAUAGAGCUUGUGUGAAUCGACGUUGUGUUCCACCUUGUAAUGGUGCAGUGUGCGGUGUGAACGCAGAGUGCCACGUACAAUAUCACACACCAAUGUGUAAAUGUCCCAAUGGAUUCACUGGAGACUCAUUCGUUCAUUGUGUACCGAUUCCCGAAGAAAGGAACAUGACACGACAACCCUGCCAAUCAUCGCCAUGUGGCCCUCAGGGCAUAUGCUCAGUUUAUGGUGACGAUGUAGCUCUGUGUGAUCCGUGUUCGGCUCCAGACGCUAUACAUAACCCACGAUGUAGACCCAAGUGCGUACUGAAUACUGACUGUCCAUUCAAUUUAGCGUGCCUACAGGGCAAUUGUUUAGACCCCUGUCCGGGAUCUUGUGGCUACAACGCGCAUUGUACAGUUGAACAACAUCGGCCGAUUUGCUCGUGCCCUCCUGGUUUAUACGGCAAUCCAUACGAACGCUGUAUCCAGCAGGAUACGCCCCUGGAAACGUGCGACACUAUCAGGUGCGGAGCAAAUACUGAAUGUAGACGAACAAGCGGGGCACUUGCAUGUGUUUGUAAAAAGAACUACUUUGGCGAUCCCCUGAUCGGUUGUAGACCAGAAUGCGUCAUCAAUACAGAUUGCUCUGUGAACAAGGCGUGUAUCAACAAUCGUUGCCAGGAUCCAUGUGUUGGAGUGUGUGGAGUCAAUGCUUUAUGCAAAGUAGUAAACCAUCUUCCUGUGUGCUAUUGCGCACCCACUCACACGGGAGACGCUCUUAUAGCGUGUACUGAAAAAACGUAUCUUCCUCCAGACAAUACGCCAUGCGAUCCCAAUCCUUGUGGCCCCAAUAGCAAAUGUUUGGCUACGCCUGAGAACUACGCGGUUUGCUCAUGCUUAGCAGGAUUCCGAGGCAUGCCCCCGGCAUGCCAAGCUGAAUGCAUGAUUAAUGCUGAAUGUCCACAAAACAGAGCUUGUGUUAACCUAAAAUGUAUCGAUCCAUGUCCCGGAACAUGUGGUGUUGGAGCGAGAUGUGAAGUGCUAAACCAUAAUCCUAUUUGCAGCUGUGGACCUAACCAGCAAGGCGAUCCGUUUGUGAUAUGCGAAUCCAGAUACAACGAACCCCCACCUGAACCAAAGAAUCCAUGCGACCCAUCUCCAUGCGGCCAAAAUUCAAUAUGCCAAGUGAAACGGAAUCGGCCGGUGUGUUCAUGUCAAGCGAAUUUUAUUGGAAGUCCUCCAUAUUGCCGGCCAGAAUGUGUUAUAAGUUCUGAAUGUCCUCAGGAUAAAGCUUGUAUUAAUGAAAAGUGCAAAAAUCCAUGCGAGAAUGCAUGCGGCUUGAAUGCAGACUGCCAUGUUGUCGCUCAUUCAGCGUUUUGUAAUUGUCGUCCAGGGUAUGAAGGAGAUGCGUUCAUCGGAUGUUCCGAAGUUCCCAAGGAAGUUCGUCAAAAAGACGUUUGUUAUCCGAAUCCUUGCGCCGAUAACGCAGUAUGUACUGAAGUCAACGGGGCUGCAAAGUGCAGCUGUAUUGCACCAUAUUUAGGAGAUCCCUACAACACAGGAUGCCGACCAGAGUGUGUUUUACAUUCAGACUGCCCCAGUCAUUUGGCAUGCGUAAAUCAACAUUGUCGCGAUCCGUGCCCAGGAAAGUGUGGCUCUAACGCUGAGUGUACUGUAGCCAAUCACAUACCAGUAUGUGAGUGCAUACGCGGAUACAUUGGAGAUGCUUUCCGUGGAUGCCGUAAAGAUAUCCCGCAACCCGUGGAACCUAAGGAUCCUUGUGCCCAAUGUCCAUCAAAUAGCGUUUGUCGAAUAGUUCAAGGACGUCCAACAUGUUCGUGUCCAGAAGGGUAUCGCGGUGCACCACCCGCCUGUCGACCGGAAUGCUCCAGCCAUGAAGAAUGUCGACACGAUCAAAGCUGUAUUAACCUAAAAUGCAAGGACCCGUGUCCUGGAUUAUGUGGUAUCAACGCACAGUGUCAAGUUAUCAAUCACAAAGCAUUCUGUAGUUGUCUUCGUGAUUACUAUGGAAAUCCAUUUGAACAGUGUAUGCCGAAAUCAAUCGGACCAUUGCACCCGUGUCAGCCAAGUCCUUGUGGUCCGUAUUCUGAGUGUCGUGAAUUGAAUGAACGCGCUGUGUGUUCCUGUGUGCCAGGAAUGCUCGGUACUCCGCCAAAUUGCCGACCCGAGUGUGAAACCCAUCAAGAUUGCCCUUCAAACCGAGCUUGCUUUAACAAACGUUGCAAGGAUCCCUGCGUUGGAUCUUGUGGAUUCAAUGCGCAGUGUGUGACUCGUGACCAUCGUCCCGAGUGUUACUGCAUAGAAGGCUUUGAGGGUGAUCCGUACAAUGGAUGUAAUCCAAUUGUCAUAUACCGCGAAGAAACGAUCAAUCCCUGCAACCCGUCGCCAUGUGGAUCAAAUACUAUAUGUAAAGAACAUAACGGUGCUGGUUCAUGUAGUUGCAUGCAAAACUAUUAUGGUGAUCCCUAUGUCAGCUGUAGACCAGAAUGCAUUCAAAAUUCAGAUUGUCCGUACGACAAAUCAUGCGUCAAUACUAAAUGUAUUGACCCCUGUAUUGGUACAUGCGGUCUGAAUGCUGAAUGUCGUGUACAUAAUCACGCUCCCGUAUGCACUUGUGUAUCUGGAUUUGUGGGCAAUCCAUCGCUGGCCUGUCAUCUUCUUAUCAUAGAAAAACCUAAAGAUGAACCACUCAAUCCUUGUAUACCUUCACCGUGUGGUCCUUAUAGCAUUUGUAGAGUAGUAAGCAAUCAUGCCGUAUGUGCGUGUCAAGAUAGGUGCAUUGGAGCGCCACCGAACUGUAGACCGGAAUGCAUGCUCAAUUCCGAAUGCUCGAGAGACCAGUCAUGCCUUAAUCAACGUUGUGUAGAUCCAUGCCCAGGCACAUGUGGUCUCAAUGCACGCUGUCGGGUCGUCAAUCACAAUCCCAUAUGUAGCUGCAAUUCUGGAUUUAUUGGUGAUCCCUUCGUAAGAUGUACCCCAGAACCGAAACAACCUAUCGUACUAGAGGAACCCAAAAAUCCCUGUCAGCCGUCUCCUUGUGGCUCAAACGCAGUCUGUCGAGUGCAAAGCAAUCGCCCAGUGUGUUCAUGUGUACCCAAUUACAUCGGACGACCACCAAACUGUCGACCGGAAUGCGUUGUUAAUUCUGAAUGUUCGAUGAGUUUGGCAUGUGUGAAUGAAAAAUGUAUCGAUCCUUGCCAAGGAUCAUGUGGGCCCAAUGCAGAAUGUAAAGUUGUAUCGCACAAGCCAAUGUGCACCUGUUACCCAUCUUUCACGGGCGAUCCCUUCUUUGGUUGUAAUAAGAUACAAAUUAUUCAUGAAGCACCCAUGCCUUGCACGCCGAGUCCCUGUGGUGUAAACGCUGUGUGUAGAGAACAAGCUGGUGCCGGCUCAUGUUCAUGUUUGCCAGAAUAUUUCGGUGAUCCAUAUGUUGGCUGUAGACCGGAAUGUGUAAUGAAUAGCGAUUGUCAAAGGACACGAGCUUGCAUCAAUAGUAAAUGCAUUGAUCCCUGUCCCGGUACUUGUGGUUCCAAUGCUGAAUGUCACGUAGUUAAUCAUUCUCCCACAUGCACCUGCAUCCACGGUUAUAUCGGUAAUCCAUUCACUUCGUGUACUCCGCGACCAGAAAUUGAACAAGAACCAAUCAAUCCAUGCCAGCCAUCGCCUUGUGGACCAAACAGCAUCUGUCGAGUCGGCAACAAUCAUGCUAUCUGUACUUGUAGUCCUAACUUUAUCGGAACUCCUCCAGGUUGCCGACCGGAGUGCGUUGUGAGUUCCGAAUGUCCUCUGGAUAAGGCGUGUGUAGGUCAGAGAUGUAAAGAUCCUUGUCCAGGGACAUGCGGACUUAAUGCACGCUGUCAGGUUGUCAACCAUAACCCGAUAUGUAGUUGUAAAAAUGGAUUCACCGGAGAUCCGUUCACCAGAUGUGUGCCAGAAGACAGAAUCCCCGUCGUUAUUGACGAGCCCAAAUACCCUUGUCAACCCUCACCUUGUGGGCCAAAUUCACAGUGCAAGGAAGCAGGCAACACUGCUGUAUGUUCUUGUCUCCCAAAUUAUAUCGGUCGAGCUCCGAAUUGUCGCCCAGAGUGUACUUCAAGCUCCGAAUGUACAGCUAUGCUAGCCUGCAUAAAUGAGAAAUGUCAAAACCCCUGCCCUGGCUCAUGCGGUUCGUACGCUACUUGCGUUGUGCAGAAUCAUCAACCAAGUUGCAAAUGCUACGAUGGUUAUACCGGCGAUCCUUACACGGCAUGCAUGCCAAUACCAAUUUUGCGAGAGCCUGAAUUGAUAGACCCAUGCAGUCCCUCGCCAUGCGGCGUAAAUGCAAAGUGCAAUGUGCGCAACAAUGCUGGUUCUUGCACGUGUUUGCCGGAUUACUUUGGUGACCCUUACAAUGAGUGUAGACCUGAAUGUAUUUUAAACGCUGAUUGCCCUAAAACCCGAUCAUGUCUAAAUAACAAAUGCAAAGAUCCGUGCCCUGGAAUGUGCGGAAUCAACGCCGAAUGCUUUGUUUCCAACCAUGCACCAAUGUGUUCCUGCAUUGCUGGAUUUACUGGUAAUCCUUCAGUUGUUUGUCACGAGAUCCCAAAAAUAGCCGAGCCAGCUCCUGUGAACCCCUGUCGACCUUCGCCUUGUGGACCAUACAGUGAAUGUCGCGAAAUAAAUCAACACGCAGUCUGCUCUUGUCAGAAAAACUACAUCGGUACCCCUCCAGCUUGUCGCCCAGAAUGUAUUGUAAGCUCAGAGUGCUCGCAGGACAAAGCCUGCUUGAAUCAGAAGUGCGUGGAUCCUUGUCCUGGAACAUGUGGCUUGAAUGCUAAAUGUAAUGUCAUCAAUCAUAAUCCGAUCUGCAGUUGUCCUUCCGAUUUCACUGGUGAUCCUUUCGUACGGUGCCUACCAGAAGAAAAACGUCCAGAGUCAAGAGAACCAGAAAACCCUUGCAUACCCAAUCCCUGUGGCCCCAACUCGCAGUGUCGAACUGCAGGAUCGGUACCUGCUUGCUCAUGCCUACCUAACUAUGUCGGUCGAGCUCCAAACUGCCGACCGGAAUGCACGAUCAACUCCGAAUGUACCGGAAAUCUUGCCUGCAUCAAUGAGAAGUGUAGAGAUCCAUGUCCGGGCUCAUGUGGAUCCAAUGCUGUUUGCAAUGUAAUUAAACACUCCCCCGUAUGUUCCUGCGCAUCCGGUUUUACUGGUGAUCCCUUCUCUGGGUGUAUGGAUAUUCCUCUUCCACCAAUACGAGACGAAACGAGGGAUCCUUGUAAUCCUUCACCGUGUGGAUCGAACGCUGUGUGUAAGGAACGUAACGGUGCUGGCUCUUGUACAUGUUUACCGGAAUAUUUUGGCGAUCCGUACAGUGGAUGCCGCCCAGAGUGCGUAACCAAUAGUGACUGCCCACGUAAUAAAGCCUGUGUAAAUAACAAGUGCAAAGACCCAUGCCCUGGGGUAUGUGGCAUAAACGCUGAAUGUUACGUUGUCAAUCACUCUCCCAGUUGCGCUUGUAUCUCCGGAUACACUGGUGAUCCACUGUCCGCCUGCCACGAACCUGCUCCUCCGAAACCAAACGAACCGCUCAAUCCAUGUUCACCCUCUCCUUGUGGGCCGAACAGUUUGUGCCGCGAAAUCAACGGACACGCAGUAUGUUCUUGCCAAACUGGUUUCAUUGGGACUCCGCCAAGUUGUCGACCCGAAUGUGUCGUCAGUUCAGAAUGCGCUCUAGAUAAGGCUUGCAUGGAUCAAAAAUGUCAAGAUCCUUGUCCGGGUACAUGUGGACAGAAUGCACGUUGUCAGAUCGUCAACCAUAGCCCAAUUUGUAGCUGCUCUCCUGACUUCACUGGAGAUCCUUUCGUUAGGUGUUUACCACAAAAAAAACCUCCUGUGAUAUCUGAACCUAUUGAUCCAUGUGUGCCUUCUCCCUGUGGACCCAACGCUCAAUGUAGAGCUGUUGGAAAUACGCCCGCCUGCUCGUGCCUGCCGAAUUACAUUGGCCGGGCACCCAACUGUCGUCCGGAAUGUAUGAUUAAUGCUGAAUGCUCUGCAAAUUUGGCUUGUAUAAAUGAAAAAUGUAAAGAUCCAUGCGUCGGCUCAUGUGGGCUCAACGCAAUUUGCACUGUAAUCAAACACAAUCCAGUUUGUGAAUGCCAGGUUGGAUUCACGGGUGAUCCUUUUUCAGUAUGCACAGAAUUCACUCCCCCACGUGUCCCGGAACCACCCAAUCCAUGUAAUCCUUCUCCGUGUGGCGCCAACGCCGUUUGUAAAGAACGCAAUGGCGCUGGAUCCUGUAUUUGUCUGCCAGACUACUUUGGUGAUCCAUACACGGGAUGUCGUCCUGAAUGCGUACAAAACUCGGAUUGCGACAAGUUCCGCGCGUGUGUUAACAAUAAAUGCAAGGAUCCUUGCCCUGGAGUUUGCGGUCUGAAUGCAGAAUGCAGAGUACAGAAUCAUAGCCCUAUUUGUCUGUGUAUUGAAGGCUACACUGGUGAUCCUUCUAGAGGAUGUAGCAUCGCAGAGAGAGUAACAGAACGACCAAAAACGGAGGGAUGCCAUCCAUCGCCCUGUGGUCCCAAUAGCCACUGCCGAGAAGUUAAUGGGCAUCCAGUAUGCUCAUGUCAAUCGGGAUACAUCGGAACCCCUCCUUCAUGUAGACCAGAGUGUGUAGUCAGCUCAGAGUGUAGUCAAGACAGAGCUUGUAUCAACCAAAAAUGUACUGACCCAUGCCCUGGUACUUGUGGUACGGAGGCUCGGUGUCAAGUUGUGAAUCACAACCCCAUCUGCAGCUGUCCUCCAGGGUAUACCGGCGAUCCAUUUAUUCAAUGUAUCAAAAAAGAAAUCCGUGAAGAUACACCACCUGUCGACCCAUGUUUACCGUCGCCUUGUGGACCAAAUUCCCAGUGCAGAGUAGUGGGUACACAAGCCGCUUGCACGUGCCAGGCAAACUAUAUAGGUCGACCACCAAAUUGUCGUCCAGAAUGUACGAUCGAUGCUGAAUGCGGCAGCAAUUUGGCAUGUCAAAACGAACGUUGCACGGACCCAUGCCCCGGUGCAUGUGGACACAACGCCGUCUGUCAAGCCAUUAACCACCGAGCCGUAUGUGUUUGUAACGAAGGUUUUGAGGGCAAUCCUUUGAUACAAUGUGACAGAUCUCUGCCACCGACAACAGAACGUCUAACACCAUGCACUCCAUCUCCAUGUGGUCCAAAUGCAGAAUGUAGGGAAAGAAACAAUGCCGGCGCUUGCUACUGCCUGAAAGGCUAUGAAGGAAAUCCCUACGAUGUUUUCUCCGGUUGCCGCAGGGAGUGCGAUGUGAAUAGCGACUGCACCGAAAAACUCGCUUGCGUGAAUUAUAAGUGUAUUGAUCCUUGCCCGGGUGUUUGUGGAAGUCAAGCCCUUUGUGAGAUUGUUAAUCAUGUCCCGACAUGUGUCUGCCCGGAAGGAAUGGUAGGGGAUCCAUUUUCGCGUUGCGAGUUACGAAAAGAAGAGAUCACGCGAGCUCCACCGGUUUGUGAUCAAAAUACAUGUGGACCAAACAGUAUCUGCCGAAUUCAAAAUGACGUCGCUGUAUGUAAAUGCCAACCAGAAAUGAUUGGAAAUCCUCCCAACUGUCGUCCGGAAUGCCUUCAAAGUGGUGACUGUGACUCGCAGCGAGCUUGUGUAAAUUAUAAAUGUAUCGAUCCGUGUCCUGGAUCAUGUGGACAGAAUGCAAAAUGCCAAGUGAUCAACCACAAUCCAAUCUGUAGUUGCAAUGCCGAUUUCACGGGUGAUCCCUUCACUCGUUGCUACCAAGAAGUUCGCGAUACCACAAAAGCGCCGCCAACGCCAUGCGUACCAUCACCCUGCGGACCGAACGCAGAAUGUAAGGCGAUUGGCGACAAAGAAGCCUGCUCCUGUCUGCCGGACUAUAUAGGAACGCCACCGAAUUGCCGUCCUGAAUGUGUCUUGAGCACUGAGUGCUCUCAAAACCAGGCAUGCAUCCGGCAAAAGUGUACUGAUCCUUGUCCAGGAUCGUGUGGCCUUAACGCCAAGUGUACCGUCGUCAACCAUACACCCAGCUGUUCGUGCGAGCAAGGAUAUACAGGCGAUCCAUUCACCGGUUGUCAGCUAAUACGAGCCGAUUAUCCAGUCCAAGUUCAGACCCCGUGUGUUCCUAGUCCAUGCGGAGCUAACGCCAUCUGCCGAGAACAGAACGGUGCUGGAUCAUGUACCUGUAUUGAAGAUCACUAUGGAAACCCGUAUGAAGGGUGUCGUCCGGAAUGCGUUUUGAAUUCUGAUUGUCCUUCCAACCGUGCCUGUAUACGAAACAAAUGUCAGGACCCUUGUCCUGGAACGUGCGGUCAAAAUGCUGAAUGUCAGGUUGUUAACCAUUUGCCCUCGUGCACCUGCAUCGAGGGAUAUGAGGGUGAUCCAUUCCGAUUUUGCAGCGUAAAACCAAGAGAACAACUUCAAGUUUUUGUCAAUCCUUGUCAACCCACACCAUGCGGUCCCAAUAGCCAGUGUCGAGAGAUCAACGGGCAAGCAGUUUGCUCUUGUUUGCCCACUUAUAUAGGAUCGCCGCCGAGCUGUAGACCUGAAUGUGUCAGUAGUUCAGAAUGUUCAUUAAACGAAGCUUGCAUUAGCCAGAAAUGUGUCGAUCCCUGCCCUGGCACUUGUGGGACCAAUGCUCGAUGCAAUGUGAAUAAUCAUAGCCCAAUCUGUUCCUGUCAGUCAGGUUAUACUGGAGAUCCAUUCACUCGUUGCUAUCCCAAUCCACCCCCUCCGCGCGAUUCCCCAGUUAUUGUAAGCGAUCCAUGUGUUCCAUCUCCCUGCGGUCCCAAUUCGCAAUGUAGAAAUACCAAUGGUGUACCGUCAUGUACCUGUUUAGUCGACUACAUUGGAUCACCACCAAACUGUAGGCCGGAGUGCAUUAUCAAUGCCGAAUGCUCAAGUAAUCAAGCUUGUAUGAACAAAAAAUGCCGAGAUCCUUGCCCAGGAUCCUGUGGUAUUGGGGCCCUAUGCAAUGUUAUAAACCACACACCUACCUGUAGAUGCGAUGUUGGUUAUACAGGUGAUCCAUUUACGAACUGUUAUGCGGCACCACCUCAACCGAAAGAGCCAAUCUACGAUGAUCCAUGCAACCCAUCGCCUUGUGGUCCAAACGCUCAGUGUAACGAUGGAAUAUGUACUUGUCUUCCAGAGUACAACGGUGAUCCUUAUCAAGAAUGUAGACCAGAAUGUGUCCUCAAUUCCGACUGCCCACGAGAUAAAGCCUGCAUACGGAACAAAUGCGUCGAUCCGUGUCCAGGAACAUGUGGACAAGAUGCCAUUUGUGAAGUCAUCAAUAAUAUUCCAAUGUGCAGUUGUCCUGUAGGACGAACAGGAAACGCAUUUGUACAGUGUCGCCCACAACAAACCCCAAUAAUUACAAAUCCUUGCAAUCCAUCUCCUUGUGGUCCUAAUAGUCAAUGCAGGGAAAUAAAUGGACAAGCUGUAUGUUCCUGUAUACCAGGUUACAUCGGAACUCCUCCCAUAUGCAGACCAGAAUGUGUGGGUAGCUCAGAAUGUCUACAAAAUCAAGCAUGCAAUAACCAAAAAUGUAGAGACCCUUGUCCAGGAACUUGUGGUAUAGCAGCACGGUGUUCUGUCGUAAACCACAACCCUAUUUGUAGUUGCCCGGAACGAUACACGGGAGACCCAUUUAUACGUUGCCAACCAAUUGUUGAACAGCCAGUUCAAAUGACCCCGAUUAAUCCAUGUCAACCAUCGCCAUGUGGGCCAAAUUCCCAAUGUAAAUCUAUUGGAAAUUCACCAUCGUGUACUUGCUUAGAGAAUAUGAAAGGAACUCCUCCAUAUUGCCGCCCGGAAUGCGUUACCAACUCAGAAUGCCAUAGCAAUCAAGCGUGCAUACGUAACAAAUGCCAAGAUCCUUGCAGUAACGCGUGUGGCCUGAAUGCAGAAUGCCAUGUUGUCAGCCAUACUCCCCACUGCGUCUGUGCUGUAGGCUUUACUGGAGAUCCUUUCAAUCAGUGCUCCAUAAUGCAACAGGAAGUUCCAAAAGAGUCAACAACUCCUUGUACACCCAGUCCGUGUGGUGCAAAUGCGAUUUGUCGUGAACAAAAUGGUGCUGGCUCUUGCAUUUGCCUAGAUGAACAUUUUGGAAACCCGUACGAAGGAUGCCGCCCCGAGUGCGUACUGAAUUCUGAUUGCCCAUCAAGUCGCGCCUGUGUAAGAAACAAAUGUCAAGAUCCGUGUCCUGGCACUUGUGGUCAAAAUGCCGAAUGUCAAGUCGUCAAUCACCUUCCUAUGUGCACAUGUUACCCUGGACACGAAGGUGAUCCAUUCAGAUAUUGCAAUAUCGAGCAACGUCAACCACCUCAAUAUGUAAACCCAUGUCAACCUAGCCCAUGCGGCUCGAAUAGCCAGUGUCGGGAGACUAAUGGCCAAGCCGUGUGCUCUUGUCUUCCUUCAUACGUUGGGACUCCACCUGGCUGUCGACCCGAAUGUGUCAUCAGUUUGGAAUGUUCUUCGGAAAAGGCGUGCGUAAACCAAAAAUGCGUAGACCCCUGCCCAAGGGCCUGCGGAGCGAAUGCCAAAUGUAAUGUAAAUAAUCAUAGUCCAAUUUGUUAUUGCAAAUCUGGAUAUACCGGUGAUCCAUUCCUAAGAUGCUAUCCGAAUCCACCUCCUCCUGAAGAUACUCAAAUUGUUGUUAAAGACCCAUGCAUUCCUUCCCCUUGCGGUCCGAACUCACAAUGUAGAAAUAGCAAUGGGGUUCCUUCAUGUUCCUGUCUAGUCAACUAUAUAGGGUCCGCUCCUAAUUGUAGACCUGAAUGCACAAUCAAUGCUGAAUGUCCAAGCAAUGAAGCGUGUUUAAGCGUAAAGUGCAGAGACCCUUGUCCAGGAUCAUGUGGCAUCGGUGCUAGAUGUAGCGUAAUAAACCAUACACCAACCUGCGCAUGUGAAACUGGUUACACAGGAGAUCCAUUUGUGAAUUGCUAUCCUGCACCACCUCCACCAAAAGAGCCAAUACGUGAAGACCCAUGCAAUCCAUCGCCUUGUGGACCAAACGCCAACUGCAAUGAUGGGUUGUGUGUAUGUAUACCGGAGUACCAAGGUGAUCCUUACCAAGGCUGCAGGCCAGAAUGUAUACUCAACUCUGAUUGCCCCCGUGAUCGAGCAUGUAUUCGCAACAAAUGUGUUGACCCUUGUCCGGGAACGUGCGGUCAAGACGCAGUAUGUGACGUGAUCAACCAUAUUCCAAUGUGUAGUUGUCCAGUUGGGAGAGAAGGAAAUGCAUUUGUACAUUGUCGUGUACAGCAAACUCCAGCAAUCACUAAUCCAUGUAAUCCCACUCCAUGCGGACCAAAUAGUCAAUGUCGCGAAAUUAACGGACAAGCUGUUUGUUCAUGCGUCCCGGGAUAUAUAGGCAGUCCUCCUACGUGUAGACCAGAAUGCGUCGUAAGUUCCGAAUGUUCGCAAAACCAAGCAUGUAGCAACCAGAAAUGUCGAGAUCCAUGUCCCGGUACUUGUGGAGUAGGGGCGCGGUGCUCCGUGGUAAACCAUAAUCCAAUUUGCAGUUGUCCCGAGCGAUAUACCGGAGAUCCAUUCUCGCGUUGUCAACCUUUAAUUGAACCUACGAUUCAAAUGACCCCCAUAAAUCCGUGUCAACCCUCCCCAUGUGGCGCUAACGCAGAAUGUCGACCAGUAGGAAAUUCACCUUCAUGCACUUGCCUAGAUAAUAUGGUCGGUGCUCCUCCGAAUUGCCGACCCGAGUGUGUAAGCAAUGCCGAGUGCAUUAGCAACCGAGCUUGCAUUAAGCAAAAAUGCCAAGACCCUUGUACAGAUGCUUGCGGAUCAAAUGCUGAAUGCCGAGUUGUCAGUCAUACUCCAAUAUGUAUUUGUUCAGUUGGAUUUACUGGUGACCCGUUCAAUCAAUGCGUACCAGCUCCAAAGGACAUACAGCAAGAACCAAUCGCACCUUGCACACCGAGUCCUUGUGGGGCAAACGCCAUCUGCAAAGAAAGAAAUAAUGCCGGAUCAUGCAGUUGUAUAGAAGAUCAUGUAGGAAACCCAUACGAAGGAUGCCGACCUGAAUGUGUUCUUAACUCCGAUUGCGGUUCAAACCGAGCAUGUGUGCGAAAUAAAUGUCAAGACCCAUGCCCUGGAACUUGCGGACAGAAUGCAGAUUGUCAGGUUGUAAACCAUUUGCCUUCCUGUACGUGUUUCGAGGGAUAUGAGGGAGAUCCUUUCCGAUUCUGCAAAGUAAAACAAAGAAUACCCAUUCAAGAGUAUGUAAACCCUUGUCAACCGAGUCCAUGCGGUCCUAACAGUCAAUGUCGAGAGAUUAACGGACAGGCAGUUUGCUCAUGCCUUCCUGCAUAUAUUGGAUCUCCUCCGGGAUGUCGCCCAGAAUGCGUCACAAGUUCCGAAUGUUCUCUGGACCGAGCCUGUGUCAAUCAAAAGUGCACUGAUCCAUGCCCCGGAACCUGCGGUACUAACGCACGAUGCAACGUUAACAAUCAUAGUCCUAUUUGUUCUUGUCUAUCUGGAUAUACCGGAGAUCCGUUUACAAGAUGUACUCGCAUUCCACCCCCUCCGCAAGAUACCCAAAUCAUUGUUCGAGAUCCAUGCGUUCCGUCGCCCUGUGGUCCAAAUUCCCAAUGUAGAAAUUCCAACGGAGUUCCAUCAUGUUCAUGUCUUAUCAACUACAUUGGUUCACCACCGAACUGUAGACCGGAGUGUACGAUCAAUGCAGAGUGUCCAAGCACGCAAGCUUGUAUGAAUGAGAAAUGUAGAGAUCCUUGUCCCGGAUCAUGUGGAAUCAGUGCCAGAUGUAAUGUGAUUAAUCACACACCGAUUUGUACCUGUGAGAGCGGUUAUACAGGAGAUCCAUUUACGAGUUGCUAUCCGGAGCCACCUCCACCAAAGGAACCCAUUCGAGAUGAUCCAUGUAAUCCUUCCCCUUGUGGACCUAAUGCUCAGUGUAACGAAGGCGUCUGUUCAUGUUUGCCUGAAUAUCAAGGCGAUCCAUAUCAAGGAUGUCGACCAGAAUGCGUACUGAACUCUGAUUGUUCCCGGGAGAAAGCUUGUAUUCGUAGUAAAUGCAUUGAUCCCUGUCCAGGAACGUGCGGACAAGAUGCCAUAUGUGACGUGAUCAAUCAUAUUCCCAUGUGCAGUUGUCCCAAUGGAAUGGCCGGAAAUGCAUUCGUUCAAUGUAGACCACAGCAAUCACCAGCAGUGACGAAUCCAUGUAAUCCCUCUCCAUGUGGCCCCAAUAGCCAAUGUCGUGAAGUAAACGGUCAAGCGGUAUGCUCUUGUGUACCAGGAUUUAUUGGUAGUCCUCCAACAUGCCGACCUGAGUGUGUCGUCAGCUCAGAGUGUUCCCAAAAUCAAGCUUGUAGCAAUCAAAAGUGUCGAGACCCAUGUCCCGGUACGUGCGGAAUAGGAGCAAAAUGCUCUGUCGUCAACCACAACCCAAUUUGCAGCUGUCCUGAUCGUUACACUGGUGACCCAUUCAUUCGUUGCCAACCAAUAAUUGAUACACCGGUUCAAGUGACUUUGGAUAAUCCCUGUCAACCUUCGCCUUGUGGACCUAAUGCAGAAUGUCGGUCAGUUGGAAACUCUCCGUCUUGUACCUGCCUUGAUGGCAUGGUAGGUUCACCUCCUAAUUGCCGACCGGAGUGUAUUAGUAACUCCGAAUGCGAUAGUAAUCGAGCAUGUAUAAGGCAAAAAUGUCAAGAUCCAUGUAUUGGAGCUUGCGGCAUCAACUCAGAAUGUAGGGUUGUCAGCCACACUCCGAUGUGCAUUUGCUCGAUUGGUUUCACUGGUGAUCCUUUCACUCAAUGCGUUGCGAUUCGACAAGAUGUGCCGAGAGAACCAACAUCUCCUUGCAUUCCCAGCCCUUGCGGUGCCAAUGCCAUAUGCAGAGAACAAAGUAAUGCUGGAUCUUGCACUUGUGUGGAAGAUCAUAUCGGAAAUCCGUACGAAGGUUGUCGCCCCGAAUGUGUUCUAAAUUCGGAUUGUCCCUCAAAUCGAGCCUGCGUGAGAAGUAAAUGUCAAGAUCCUUGUCCAGGAACUUGCGCACAAAACGCAGAAUGUCAGGUUGUGAAUCACUUGCCAUCUUGUACUUGUCACCAAGGAUAUGAGGGAGAUCCAUUCCGUUACUGCAGUGUGCAACAAAAUGAACCCAUUCAAGAGUAUGUAAACCCUUGUCAACCGAGUCCAUGCGGUCCUAACAGUCAAUGUCGAGAGAUUAACGGACAGGCAGUUUGCUCAUGCCUUCCUACUUAUAUUGGAUCUCCUCCGGGAUGUCGCCCAGAAUGCGUCACAAGUUCCGAAUGUUCUCUGGACCGAGCCUGUGUCAAUCAAAAGUGUACUGAUCCGUGCCCAGGAACCUGUGGUACUAACGCACGAUGCAACGUUAACAAUCAUAGUCCUAUUUGUUCUUGUCUAUCUGGAUAUACCGGAGAUCCGUUUACAAGAUGUACUCGCAUUCCACCCCCUCCGCAAGAUACCCAAAUCAUUGUUCGAGAUCCAUGCGUUCCGUCGCCCUGUGGUCCAAAUUCCCAAUGUAGAAAUUCCAACGGAGUUCCAUCAUGUUCAUGUCUUGCCAACUACAUUGGUUCUCCGCCGAAUUGUAGACCGGAAUGUACGAUCAAUGCAGAGUGUCCAAGCACGCAAGCUUGUAUGAAUGAGAAAUGUAGAGAUCCUUGUCCCGGAUCAUGUGGAAUCAGUGCCAGAUGUAAUGUGAUUAAUCACACACCGAUUUGUACCUGUGAGAGCGGUUAUACAGGAGAUCCAUUUACGAGCUGCUAUCCGGAGCCACCUCCACCAAAGGAACCCAUUCGAGAUGAUCCAUGUAAUCCUUCCCCUUGUGGACCUAAUGCUCAGUGUAACGAAGGCGUCUGUUCAUGUUUGCCUGAAUAUCAAGGCGAUCCAUAUCAAGGAUGUCGACCAGAAUGCGUACUGAACUCUGAUUGUUCCCGGGAGAAAGCUUGUAUUCGUAGUAAAUGCAUUGAUCCCUGUCCAGGAACGUGCGGACAAGAUGCCAUAUGUGACGUGAUCAAUCAUAUUCCCAUGUGCAGUUGUCCCAAUGGAAUGGCCGGAAACGCAUUCGUUCAAUGUAGACCACAGCAAUCACCAGCAGUGACGAAUCCAUGUAAUCCCUCUCCAUGUGGCCCCAAUAGCCAAUGUCGUGAAGUAAACGGUCAAGCGGUAUGCUCUUGUGUACCAGGAUUUAUUGGUAGUCCUCCAACAUGCCGACCUGAGUGUGUCGUCAGCUCAGAGUGUUCCCAAAAUCAAGCUUGUAGCAAUCAAAAGUGUCGAGACCCAUGUCCCGGUACGUGCGGAAUAGGAGCAAAAUGCUCUGUCGUCAACCACAACCCAAUUUGCAGCUGUCCUGAUCGUUACACUGGUGACCCAUUCAUUCGUUGCCAACCAAUAAUUGAUACACCGGUUCAAGUGACUUUGGAUAAUCCCUGUCAACCUUCGCCUUGUGGACCUAAUGCAGAAUGUCGGUCAGUUGGAAACUCUCCGUCUUGUACCUGCCUUGAUGGCAUGGUAGGUUCACCUCCUAAUUGCCGACCGGAGUGUAUUAGUAACUCCGAAUGCGAUAGUAAUCGAGCAUGUAUAAGGCAAAAAUGUCAAGAUCCAUGUAUUGGAGCUUGCGGCAUCAACUCAGAAUGUAGGGUUGUCAGCCACACUCCGAUGUGCAUUUGCUCGAUUGGUUUCACUGGUGAUCCUUUCACUCAAUGCGUUGCGAUUCGACAAGAUGUGCCAAGAGAACCAACAUCUCCUUGCAUUCCCAGCCCUUGCGGUGCCAAUGCCAUAUGCAGAGAACAAAGUAAUGCUGGAUCUUGCACUUGUGUGGAAGAUCAUAUCGGAAAUCCGUACGAAGGUUGUCGCCCCGAAUGUGUUCUAAAUUCGGAUUGUCCCUCAAAUCGAGCCUGCGUGAGAAGUAAAUGUCAAGAUCCUUGUCCAGGAACUUGCGCACAAAACGCAGAAUGUCAGGUUGUGAAUCACUUGCCAUCUUGUACUUGUCACCAAGGAUAUGAGGGAGAUCCAUUCCGUUACUGCAGUGUGCAACAAAAUGAACCCAUUCAAGAGUAUGUAAACCCUUGUCAACCGAGUCCAUGCGGUCCUAACAGUCAAUGUCGAGAGAUUAACGGACAGGCAGUUUGCUCAUGCCUUCCUACUUAUAUUGGAUCUCCUCCGGGAUGUCGCCCAGAAUGCGUCACAAGUUCCGAAUGUUCUCUGGACCGAGCCUGUGUCAAUCAAAAGUGCACUGAUCCGUGCCCAGGAACCUGUGGUACUAACGCACGAUGCAACGUUAACAAUCAUAGUCCUAUUUGUUCUUGUCUAUCUGGAUAUACCGGAGAUCCGUUUACAAGAUGUACUCGCAUUCCACCCCCUCCGCAAGAUACCCAAAUCAUUGUUCGAGAUCCAUGCGUUCCGUCGCCCUGUGGUCCAAAUUCCCAAUGUAGAAAUUCCAACGGAGUUCCAUCAUGUUCAUGUCUUGCCAACUACAUUGGUUCACCACCGAACUGUAGACCGGAAUGUACGAUCAAUGCAGAGUGUCCAAGCACGCAAGCUUGUAUGAAUGAGAAAUGUAGAGAUCCUUGUCCCGGAUCAUGUGGAAUCAGUGCCAGAUGUAAUGUGAUUAAUCACACACCGAUCUGUACCUGUGAGAGCGGUUAUACAGGAGAUCCAUUUACGAGUUGCUAUCCGGAGCCACCUCCACCAAAGGAACCCAUUCGAGAUGAUCCAUGUAAUCCUUCCCCUUGUGGACCUAAUGCUCAGUGUAACGAAGGCGUCUGUUCAUGUUUGCCUGAAUAUCAAGGCGAUCCAUAUCAAGGAUGUCGACCAGAAUGCGUACUGAACUCUGAUUGUUCCCGGGAGAAAGCUUGUAUUCGUAGUAAAUGCAUUGAUCCCUGUCCAGGAACGUGCGGACAAGAUGCCAUAUGUGACGUGAUCAAUCAUAUUCCCAUGUGCAGUUGUCCCAAUGGAAUGGCCGGAAACGCAUUCGUUCAAUGUAGACCACAGCAAUCACCAGCAGUGACGAAUCCAUGUAAUCCCUCUCCAUGUGGCCCCAAUAGCCAAUGUCGUGAAGUAAACGGUCAAGCGGUAUGCUCUUGUGUACCAGGAUUUAUUGGUAGUCCUCCAACAUGCCGACCUGAGUGUGUCGUCAGCUCAGAGUGUUCCCAAAAUCAAGCUUGUAGCAAUCAAAAGUGUCGAGACCCAUGUCCCGGUACGUGCGGAAUAGGAGCAAAAUGCUCUGUCGUCAACCACAACCCAAUUUGCAGCUGUCCUGAUCGUUACACUGGUGACCCAUUCAUUCGUUGCCAACCAAUAAUUGAUACACCGGUUCAAGUGACUCUGGAUAAUCCCUGUCAACCUUCGCCUUGUGGACCUAAUGCAGAAUGUCGGUCAGUUGGAAACUCUCCGUCUUGUACCUGCCUUGAUGGCAUGGUAGGUUCACCUCCUAAUUGCCGACCGGAGUGUAUUAGUAACUCCGAAUGCGAUAGUAAUCGAGCAUGUAUAAGGCAAAAAUGUCAAGAUCCAUGUAUUGGAGCUUGCGGCAUCAACUCAGAAUGUAGGGUUGUCAGCCACACUCCGAUGUGCAUUUGCUCGAUUGGUUUCACUGGUGAUCCUUUCACUCAAUGCGUUGCGAUUCGACAAGAUGUGCCGAGAGAACCAACAUCUCCUUGCAUUCCCAGCCCUUGCGGUGCCAAUGCCAUAUGCAGAGAACAAAGUAAUGCUGGAUCUUGCACUUGUGUGGAAGAUCAUAUCGGAAAUCCGUACGAAGGUUGUCGCCCCGAAUGUGUUCUAAAUUCGGAUUGUCCCUCAAAUCGAGCCUGCGUGAGAAGUAAAUGUCAAGAUCCUUGUCCAGGAACUUGCGCACAAAACGCAGAAUGUCAGGUUGUGAAUCACUUGCCAUCUUGUACUUGUCACCAAGGAUAUGAGGGAGAUCCAUUCCGUUACUGCAGUGUGCAACAAAAUGAACCCAUUCAAGAGUAUGUAAACCCUUGUCAACCGAGUCCAUGCGGUCCUAACAGUCAAUGUCGAGAGAUUAACGGACAGGCAGUUUGCUCAUGCCUUCCUACUUAUAUUGGAUCUCCUCCGGGAUGUCGCCCAGAAUGCGUCACAAGUUCCGAAUGUUCUCUGGACCGAGCCUGUGUCAAUCAAAAGUGUACUGAUCCGUGCCCAGGAACCUGUGGUACUAACGCACGAUGCAACGUUAACAAUCAUAGUCCUAUUUGUUCUUGUCUAUCUGGAUAUACCGGAGAUCCGUUUACAAGAUGUACUCGCAUUCCACCCCCUCCGCAAGAUACCCAAAUCAUUGUUCGAGAUCCAUGCGUUCCGUCGCCCUGUGGUCCAAAUUCCCAAUGUAGAAAUUCCAACGGAGUUCCAUCAUGUUCAUGUCUUGCCAACUACAUUGGUUCUCCGCCGAAUUGUAGACCGGAAUGUACGAUCAAUGCAGAGUGUCCAAGCACGCAAGCUUGUAUGAAUGAGAAAUGUAGAGAUCCUUGUCCCGGAUCAUGUGGAAUCAGUGCCAGAUGUAAUGUGAUUAAUCACACACCGAUUUGUACCUGUGAGAGCGGUUAUACAGGAGAUCCAUUUACGAGCUGCUAUCCGGAGCCACCUCCACCAAAGGAACCCAUUCGAGAUGAUCCAUGUAAUCCUUCCCCUUGUGGACCUAAUGCUCAGUGUAACGAAGGCGUCUGUUCAUGUUUGCCUGAAUAUCAAGGCGAUCCAUAUCAAGGAUGUCGACCAGAAUGCGUACUGAACUCUGAUUGUUCCCGGGAGAAAGCUUGUAUUCGUAGUAAAUGCAUUGAUCCCUGUCCAGGAACGUGCGGACAAGAUGCCAUAUGUGACGUGAUCAAUCAUAUUCCCAUGUGCAGUUGUCCCAAUGGAAUGGCCGGAAACGCAUUCGUUCAAUGUAGACCACAGCAAUCACCAGCAGUGACGAAUCCAUGUAAUCCCUCUCCAUGUGGCCCCAAUAGCCAAUGUCGUGAAGUAAACGGUCAAGCGGUAUGCUCUUGUGUACCAGGAUUUAUUGGUAGUCCUCCAACAUGCCGACCUGAGUGUGUCGUCAGCUCAGAGUGUUCCCAAAAUCAAGCUUGUAGCAAUCAAAAGUGUCGAGACCCGUGUCCCGGUACGUGCGGAAUUGGAGCAAAAUGCUCUGUCGUCAACCACAACCCAAUUUGCAGCUGUCCUGAUCGUUACACUGGUGACCCAUUCAUUCGUUGCCAACCAAUAAUUGAUACACCGGUUCAAGUGACUUUGGAUAAUCCCUGUCAACCUUCGCCUUGUGGACCUAAUGCAGAAUGUCGGUCAGUUGGAAACUCUCCGUCUUGUACCUGCCUUGAUGGCAUGGUAGGUUCACCUCCUAAUUGCCGACCGGAGUGUAUUAGUAACUCCGAAUGCGAUAGUAAUCGAGCAUGUAUAAGGCAAAAAUGUCAAGAUCCAUGUAUUGGAGCUUGCGGCAUCAACUCAGAAUGUAGGGUUGUCAGCCACACUCCGAUGUGCAUUUGCUCGAUUGGUUUCACUGGUGAUCCUUUCACUCAAUGCGUUGCGAUUCGACAAGAUGUGCCAAGAGAACCAACAUCUCCUUGCAUUCCCAGCCCUUGCGGUGCCAAUGCCAUAUGCAGAGAACAAAGUAAUGCUGGAUCUUGCACUUGUGUGGAAGAUCAUAUCGGAAAUCCGUACGAAGGUUGUCGCCCCGAAUGUGUUCUAAAUUCGGAUUGUCCCUCAAAUCGAGCCUGCGUGAGAAGUAAAUGUCAAGAUCCUUGUCCAGGAACUUGCGCACAAAACGCAGAAUGUCAGGUUGUGAAUCACUUGCCAUCUUGUACUUGUCACCAAGGAUAUGAGGGAGAUCCAUUCCGUUACUGCAGUGUGCAACAAAAUGAACCCAUUCAAGAGUAUGUAAACCCUUGUCAACCGAGUCCAUGCGGUCCUAACAGUCAAUGUCGAGAGAUUAACGGACAGGCAGUUUGCUCAUGCCUUCCUACUUAUAUUGGAUCUCCUCCGGGAUGUCGCCCAGAAUGCGUCACAAGUUCCGAAUGUUCUCUGGACCGAGCCUGUGUCAAUCAAAAGUGCACUGAUCCGUGCCCAGGAACCUGUGGUACUAACGCACGAUGCAACGUUAACAAUCAUAGUCCUAUUUGUUCUUGUCUAUCUGGAUAUACCGGAGAUCCGUUUACAAGAUGUACUCGCAUUCCACCCCCUCCGCAAGAUACCCAAAUCAUUGUUCGAGAUCCAUGCGUUCCGUCGCCCUGUGGUCCAAAUUCCCAAUGUAGAAAUUCCAACGGAGUUCCAUCAUGUUCAUGUCUUGCCAACUACAUUGGUUCACCACCGAACUGUAGACCGGAAUGUACGAUCAAUGCAGAGUGUCCAAGCACGCAAGCUUGUAUGAAUGAGAAAUGUAGAGAUCCUUGUCCCGGAUCAUGUGGAAUCAGUGCCAGAUGUAAUGUGAUUAAUCACACACCGAUCUGUACCUGUGAGAGCGGUUAUACAGGAGAUCCAUUUACGAGUUGCUAUCCGGAGCCACCUCCACCAAAGGAACCCAUUCGAGAUGAUCCAUGUAAUCCUUCCCCUUGUGGACCUAAUGCUCAGUGUAACGAAGGCGUCUGUUCAUGUUUGCCUGAAUAUCAAGGCGAUCCAUAUCAAGGAUGUCGACCAGAAUGCGUACUGAACUCUGAUUGUUCCCGGGAGAAAGCUUGUAUUCGUAGUAAAUGCAUUGAUCCCUGUCCAGGAACGUGCGGACAAGAUGCCAUAUGUGACGUGAUCAAUCAUAUUCCCAUGUGCAGUUGUCCCAAUGGAAUGGCCGGAAACGCAUUCGUUCAAUGUAGACCACAGCAAUCACCAGCAGUGACGAAUCCAUGUAAUCCCUCUCCAUGUGGCCCCAAUAGCCAAUGUCGUGAAGUAAACGGUCAAGCGGUAUGCUCUUGUGUACCAGGAUUUAUUGGUAGUCCUCCAACAUGCCGACCUGAGUGUGUCGUCAGCUCAGAGUGUUCCCAAAAUCAAGCUUGUAGCAAUCAAAAGUGUCGAGACCCAUGUCCCGGUACGUGCGGAAUAGGAGCAAAAUGCUCUGUCGUCAACCACAACCCAAUUUGCAGCUGUCCUGAUCGUUACACUGGUGACCCAUUCAUUCGUUGCCAACCAAUAAUUGAUACACCGGUUCAAGUGACUCUGGAUAAUCCCUGUCAACCUUCGCCUUGUGGACCUAAUGCAGAAUGUCGGUCAGUUGGAAACUCUCCGUCUUGUACCUGCCUUGAUGGCAUGGUAGGUUCACCUCCUAAUUGCCGACCGGAGUGUAUUAGUAACUCCGAAUGCGAUAGUAAUCGAGCAUGUAUAAGGCAAAAAUGUCAAGAUCCAUGUAUUGGAGCUUGCGGCAUCAACUCAGAAUGUAGGGUUGUCAGCCACACUCCGAUGUGCAUUUGCUCGAUUGGUUUCACUGGUGAUCCUUUCACUCAAUGCGUUGCGAUUCGACAAGAUGUGCCGAGAGAACCAACAUCUCCUUGCAUUCCCAGCCCUUGCGGUGCCAAUGCCAUAUGCAGAGAACAAAGUAAUGCUGGAUCUUGCACUUGUGUGGAAGAUCAUAUCGGAAAUCCGUACGAAGGUUGUCGCCCCGAAUGUGUUCUAAAUUCGGAUUGUCCCUCAAAUCGAGCCUGCGUGAGAAGUAAAUGUCAAGAUCCUUGUCCAGGAACUUGCGCACAAAACGCAGAAUGUCAGGUUGUGAAUCACUUGCCAUCUUGUACUUGUCACCAAGGAUAUGAGGGAGAUCCAUUCCGUUACUGCAGUGUGCAACAAAAUGAACCCAUUCAAGAGUAUGUAAACCCUUGUCAACCGAGUCCAUGCGGUCCUAACAGUCAAUGUCGAGAGAUUAACGGACAGGCAGUUUGCUCAUGCCUUCCUACUUAUAUUGGAUCUCCUCCGGGAUGUCGCCCAGAAUGCGUCACAAGUUCCGAAUGUUCUCUGGACCGAGCCUGUGUCAAUCAAAAGUGCACUGAUCCGUGCCCAGGAACCUGUGGUACUAACGCACGAUGCAACGUUAACAAUCAUAGUCCUAUUUGUUCUUGUCUAUCUGGAUAUACCGGAGAUCCGUUUACAAGAUGUACUCGCAUUCCACCCCCUCCGCAAGAUACCCAAAUCAUUGUUCGAGAUCCAUGCGUUCCGUCGCCCUGUGGUCCAAAUUCCCAAUGUAGAAAUUCCAACGGAGUUCCAUCAUGUUCAUGUCUUGCCAACUACAUUGGUUCACCACCGAACUGUAGACCGGAAUGUACGAUCAAUGCAGAGUGUCCAAGCACGCAAGCUUGUAUGAAUGAGAAAUGUAGAGAUCCUUGUCCCGGAUCAUGUGGAAUCAGUGCCAGAUGUAAUGUGAUUAAUCACACACCGAUCUGUACCUGUGAGAGCGGUCAUACAGGAGAUCCAUUUACGAGUUGCUAUCCGGAGCCACCUCCACCAAAGGAACCCAUUCGAGAUGAUCCAUGUAAUCCUUCCCCUUGUGGACCUAAUGCUCAGUGUAACGAAGGCGUCUGUUCAUGUUUGCCUGAAUAUCAAGGCGAUCCAUAUCAAGGAUGUCGACCAGAAUGCGUACUGAACUCUGAUUGUUCCCGGGAGAAAGCUUGUAUUCGUAGUAAAUGCAUUGAUCCCUGUCCAGGAACGUGCGGACAAGAUGCCAUAUGUGACGUGAUCAAUCAUAUUCCCAUGUGCAGUUGUCCCAAUGGAAUGGCCGGAAACGCAUUCGUUCAAUGUAGACCACAGCAAUCACCAGCAGUGACGAAUCCAUGUAAUCCCUCUCCAUGUGGCCCCAAUAGCCAAUGUCGUGAAGUAAACGGUCAAGCGGUAUGCUCUUGUGUACCAGGAUUUAUUGGUAGUCCUCCAACAUGCCGACCUGAGUGUGUCGUCAGCUCAGAGUGUUCCCAAAAUCAAGCUUGUAGCAAUCAAAAGUGUCGAGACCCAUGUCCCGGUACGUGCGGAAUAGGAGCAAAAUGCUCUGUCGUCAACCACAACCCAAUUUGCAGCUGUCCUGAUCGUUACACUAGUGACCCAUUCAUUCGUUGCCAACCAAUAAUUGAUACACCGGUUCAAGUGACUUUGGAUAAUCCCUGUCAACCUUCGCCUUGUGGACCUAAUGCAGAAUGUCGGUCAGUUGGAAACUCUCCGUCUUGUACCUGCCUUGAUGGCAUGGUAGGUUCACCUCCUAAUUGCCGACCGGAGUGUAUUAGUAACUCCGAAUGCGAUAGUAAUCGAGCAUGUAUAAGGCAAAAAUGUCAAGAUCCAUGUAUUGGAGCUUGCGGCAUCAACUCAGAAUGUAGGGUUGUCAGCCACACUCCGAUGUGCAUUUGCUCGAUUGGUUUCACUGGUGAUCCUUUCACUCAAUGCGUUGCGGUUCGACAAGAUGUGCCGAGAGAACCAACAUCUCCUUGUAUUCCCAGCCCUUGCGGUGCCAAUGCCAUAUGCAGAGAACAAAGUAAUGCCGGAUCUUGCACUUGUGUGGAAGAUCAUAUCGGAAAUCCGUACGAAGGUUGUCGCCCCGAAUGUGUUCUAAAUUCGGAUUGUCCCUCAAAUCGAGCCUGCGUGAGAAGUAAAUGUCAAGAUCCUUGUCCAGGAACUUGCGCACAAAACGCAGAAUGUCAGGUUGUGAAUCACUUGCCAUCUUGUACUUGUCACCAAGGAUAUGAGGGAGAUCCAUUCCGUUACUGCAGUGUGCAACAAAAUGAACCCAUUCAAGAGUAUGUAAACCCUUGUCAACCGAGUCCAUGCGGUCCUAACAGUCAAUGUCGAGAGAUUAACGGACAGGCAGUUUGCUCAUGCCUUCCUACUUAUAUUGGAUCUCCUCCGGGAUGUCGCCCAGAAUGCGUCACAAGUUCCGAAUGUUCUCUGGACCGAGCCUGUGUCAAUCAAAAGUGCACUGAUCCGUGCCCAGGAACCUGUGGUACUAACGCACGAUGCAACGUUAACAAUCAUAGUCCUAUUUGUUCUUGUCUAUCUGGAUAUACCGGAGAUCCGUUUACAAGAUGUACUCGCAUUCCACCCCCUCCGCAAGAUACCCAAAUCAUUGUUCGAGAUCCAUGCGUUCCGUCGCCCUGUGGUCCAAAUUCCCAAUGUAGAAAUUCCAACGGAGUUCCAUCAUGUUCAUGUCUUGCCAACUACAUUGGUUCACCACCGAACUGUAGACCGGAAUGUACGAUCAAUGCAGAGUGUCCAAGCACGCAAGCUUGUAUGAAUGAGAAAUGUAGAGAUCCUUGUCCCGGAUCAUGUGGAAUCAGUGCCAGAUGUAAUGUGAUUAAUCACACACCGAUCUGUACCUGUGAGAGCGGUCAUACAGGAGAUCCAUUUACGAGUUGCUAUCCGGAGCCACCUCCACCAAAGGAACCCAUUCGAGAUGAUCCAUGUAAUCCUUCCCCUUGUGGACCUAAUGCUCAGUGUAACGAAGGCGUCUGUUCAUGUUUGCCUGAAUAUCAAGGCGAUCCAUAUCAAGGAUGUCGACCAGAAUGCGUACUGAACUCUGAUUGUUCCCGCGAGAAAGCUUGUAUUCGUAGUAAAUGCAUUGAUCCCUGUCCAGGAACUUGCGGACAAGAUGCCAUAUGUGACGUGAUCAAUCAUAUUCCCAUGUGCAGUUGUCCCAAUGGAAUGGCCGGAAACGCAUUCGUUCAAUGUAGACCACAGCAAUCACCAGCAGUGACGAAUCCAUGUAAUCCCUCUCCAUGUGGCCCCAAUAGCCAAUGUCGUGAAGUAAACGGUCAAGCGGUAUGCUCUUGUGUACCAGGAUUUAUUGGUAGUCCUCCAACAUGCCGACCUGAGUGUGUCGUCAGCUCAGAGUGUUCCCAAAAUCAAGCUUGUAGCAAUCAAAAGUGUCGAGACCCAUGUCCCGGUACGUGCGGAAUAGGAGCAAAAUGCUCUGUCGUCAACCACAACCCAAUUUGCAGCUGUCCUGAUCGUUACACUGGUGACCCAUUCAUUCGUUGCCAACCAAUAAUUGAUACACCGGUUCAAGUGACUUUGGAUAAUCCCUGUCAACCUUCGCCUUGUGGACCUAAUGCAGAAUGUCGGUCAGUUGGAAACUCUCCGUCUUGUACCUGCCUUGAUGGCAUGGUAGGUUCACCUCCUAAUUGCCGACCGGAGUGUAUUAGUAACUCCGAAUGCGAUAGUAAUCGAGCAUGUAUAAGGCAAAAAUGUCAAGAUCCAUGUAUUGGAGCUUGCGGCAUCAACUCAGAAUGUAGGGUUGUCAGCCACACUCCGAUGUGCAUUUGCUCGAUUGGUUUCACUGGUGAUCCUUUCACUCAAUGCGUUGCGGUUCGACAAGAUGUGCCGAGAGAACCAACAUCUCCUUGUAUUCCCAGCCCUUGCGGUGCCAAUGCCAUAUGCAGAGAACAAAGUAAUGCCGGAUCUUGCACUUGUGUGGAAGAUCAUAUCGGAAAUCCGUACGAAGGUUGUCGCCCCGAAUGUGUUCUAAAUUCGGAUUGUCCCUCAAAUCGAGCCUGCGUGAGAAGUAAAUGUCAAGAUCCUUGUCCAGGAACUUGCGCACAAAACGCAGAAUGUCAGGUUGUGAAUCACUUGCCAUCUUGUACUUGUCACCAAGGAUAUGAGGGAGAUCCAUUCCGUUACUGCAGUGUGCAACAAAAUGAACCGAUUCAAGUUUAUGUCAACCCUUGUCAGCCCAGUCCAUGCGGUCCCAAUAGUCAGUGUCGGGAAAUUAACGGACAAGCAGUUUGCUCAUGCCUUCCCACAUAUAUUGGAUCUCCUCCAGGAUGCCGACCUGAAUGUGUAACUAGCUCAGAAUGUCCGUUGGAUAGAGCGUGCAUGAAUCAGAAAUGUGUUGAUCCGUGCCCGGGAACAUGCGGGACCAAUACACGUUGCAACGUAAAUAACCACAGUCCCAUAUGUUCUUGCCAAGCUGGAAAUACUGGGGAUCCGUUCACAAGAUGCUAUCCAAAUCCACCUCCACAAGACACAUCAGUUGUAUUUAGAGAUCCAUGUGUGCCUUCCCAAUGUGGUCCUAAUUCUCAGUGCAGAAACGUAAACGGCAUUCCUUCUUGUUCUUGCCUUAUAGACUAUUUAGGUUCACCACCAAACUGUAGACCGGAGUGCACGAUCAAUGCCGACUGCCCAAGUAAUACAGCUUGCAUAAACCAAAAGUGUAGAGAUCCAUGUCCAGGAUCGUGUGGGGUUGGCGCAAGAUGCAACGUAAUAAAUCACACGCCAGUUUGUAGUUGCGAAAGUGGAUAUACCGGAGAUCCGUUUACGAAUUGUUAUCCAGAGCCGCAACGUCCUAGAGAACCACCACUUAAGGAAGAUCCUUGCAAUCCAUCACCUUGCGGGCCAAAUGCUCAAUGCAAUAAUGGAAUAUGUACAUGCCUACCUGAGUAUCAGGGUGAUCCCUACCAGAGCUGUCGUCCAGAAUGUAUUCUAAAUUCGGAUUGUUCUCGAGAUAAGGCAUGCCUUCGAAGCAAAUGUGUUGAUCCUUGCCCAGGAACAUGUGGUGAAGACGCUACAUGCGAUGUUUUUAACCAUAUUCCAACGUGCAGUUGCCCCAAUGGCCGAUCAGGAAAUGCGUUUGUAAAAUGUAGACCCCAGCAAUCUCCACCGAUUACAAAUCCAUGUAAUCCUUCGCCGUGUGGACCUAACAGUCAAUGUCGUGAAAUCAAUGGGCAAGCGGUCUGUUCAUGUGUACCAGGUUUUAUCGGUAGUCCGCCAACUUGUAGACCGGAAUGUGUAGUUUCGUCGGAAUGUGCGCAGAACCAAGCAUGCAACAAUCAGAAAUGUAGAGAUCCCUGCCCAGGAACAUGCGGUGUAGGUGCCCAAUGUACCGUUGUAAACCACAAUCCAAUCUGUAGUUGUCCGCAAAGGUAUUCUGGAGAUCCCUUUGUUCGUUGUCAAGUUAUAAGUAUGAUGAGUUUUAUCAGUGUAGGAGGUAUAUAUAAUUAUAAGUUUACUUUUCUAGUUGAACAACCUAUUCAAAUGAAGCCUGUCAACCCUUGUCAACCGUCACCUUGUGGUCCUAAUGCAGAAUGCAGACCGAUUGGUGACUCUCCAUCUUGCACAUGUUUAGACAAUAUGAUUGGGUCUCCUCCAAAUUGUAGGCCAGAAUGUGUAAGCAAUUCGGAGUGCAAUAGCAACUUGGCAUGUAUCAAACAGAAAUGUCGAGAUCCCUGCGCUGGAGCUUGCGGAUCUAACACAGAAUGCAGAGUUGUCAGUCAUACUCCAAUGUGCAUUUGCUCCGUUGGUUUUACAGGUGAUCCUUUCUCACAAUGUGUUCCAGUUCAACAGAAUAUUCCAAAAGAAUCUUCAUCUCCAUGUGACCCAAGUCCGUGCGGAGCUAAUGCCAUAUGCAGGGAGCAAAAUGGCGCCGGAUCUUGUACUUGCGUUGAAGACCAUUUUGGUAAUCCUUAUGAAGGUUGUCGUCCGGAAUGUGUACUUGAUUCUGAUUGCCCUUCCAACCUUGCAUGCAUCAAACUCAAAUGCAAAGAUCCUUGUCCUGGUACGUGCGGACAGAAUGCGCUCUGUCAAGUUGUAAAUCAUCAACCAUCGUGUACUUGCAUCAAUGGAUAUACAGGAGAUCCAUUCAAGUAUUGCAGCGUUCGAGAAUCAGAGCCUCAAAUCUACAAAAACCCGUGCCAACCGAAUCCCUGUGGGCCGAAUAGUCAGUGUAGAGAAGUAAACGGACAGGCGGUUUGUUCUUGCUCAAUUGGCUAUACCGGUUCUCCUCCGGGAUGUCGCCCGGAAUGCGUUACAAGUUCUGAAUGUUCCCUCGACAAGGCUUGCGUCAAUCAAAAGUGUAUUGACCCGUGCCCAGGAACGUGUGGCGUCAAUGCUCGAUGCAACGUAAACAAUCACAGUCCCAUAUGUUCCUGUAAAUCUGAUUACACAGGAGACCCAUUCAGUAAAUGCUACCCCAAUCCUCCUCCUCCACAAAACAUUCCGCCUAUCGAAAGAGACCCAUGUAUUCCUUCACCAUGCGGGCAGUAUUCACAGUGCAGGAAUGUCAAUGGCGGUGCGUCUUGUUCUUGUCUAGCUAAUUAUAUUGGAUCCCCUCCUAACUGUAGACCAGAAUGUACUAUCAACGCUGAAUGUGCCAGCAAUCAAGCAUGUAUGAGAGAAAAAUGUCGCGAUCCUUGUCCAGGAUCAUGCGGAAUUGGUGCAAAAUGUAACGUUAUAAAUCACACGCCAAUAUGUAGCUGUGAUCCAGGAUUCACAGGUGAUCCAUUCACAAGCUGUCACCCAAUACCUGCUCCUCCUCUGAGAGUACCAGAAGAUCCAUGCAAUCCAUCACCUUGUGGGUCUAAUGCUCAAUGCAACCAGGGAAUAUGUACGUGUCUACCAGAAUACCAAGGAGAUCCGUAUCAAGGUUGCAGACCUGAAUGUAUCCUCAAUUCCGAUUGUCCGAGAGAUAAAUCGUGUAUACGCAGUAAAUGCACAGAUCCAUGCCCUGGAACCUGUGGGCAAAAUGCAAUCUGUGAAGUACUGAAUCACAUACCAGUUUGCAGUUGUCCCAAUGGAAUGGCCGGAAACGCAUUCGUUCAAUGUAGACCACAGCAAUCUCCACCAGUAACCAAUCCAUGUAAUCCCUCUCCAUGUGGCCCCAAUAGCCAAUGUCGUGAAUUUAACGGUCAAGCAGUGUGCUCAUGUGUAUCUGGAUUUAUAGGAAGCCCACCAGCAUGCAGACCGGAAUGUAUCGUUAAUUCAGAGUGUCCCCAAAACCAGGCCUGUAAUAAUCAGAAAUGCAGAGAUCCCUGUCCAGGUACUUGCGGAAUCGGUGCAAAAUGCGUCGUCGUUAGUCACAAUCCAAUUUGUAGCUGCCCUGAACGCUCUACGGGCGACCCUUUUAUUCGUUGUCAAAUAAUAAUUCCACAAGUACUCGACAUGCCUCCAGUCAAUCCGUGUCAACCAAGUCCCUGUGGACCAAAUGCGGAAUGUCGCGCUGUUGGCAGCUCUCCAUCAUGUACAUGCCUGGAUAAUAUGAUUGGUGCGCCUCCAAACUGCCGACCGGAGUGUGUUAGUAAUACUGAAUGCGCUAAUAAUCUAGCAUGUAUUCGCCAAAAAUGUCAAGACCCUUGUUCCGGAGCGUGUGGCGGAAAUGCUGAAUGCCGAGUUGUCAGUCACACUCCAAUUUGUGUCUGUUCUAUUGGAUAUACCGGCGAUCCCUUCACUCAAUGCAUUCUGAUACAACAAGAUAUUCCAAGAGAACAAACCUCCCCGUGUACACCAAGUCCCUGCGGUGCGAACGCAGAAUGCAAGGAGCAAAAUGGUGCCGGUUCUUGUAAAUGUCUAGAAGACUACUUUGGAAAUCCAUACGAAGGUUGCCGCCCAGAAUGUACUCUUAAUUCGGAUUGCCCAUCGAACCGAGCUUGUGUACGAAACAAGUGUGAAGAUCCUUGUCCGGGAACAUGCGGUCAAAAUGCGAAUUGCCAAGUUGUUAACCAUCUGCCAUCUUGCUAUUGUCUAGAUGGAUACGAGGGAGAUCCCUUCAGAUUCUGCAAUAAUCUACAAAAUAAGCCUAUAAUAGAAUACGUGAACCCCUGCCAACCCAACCCUUGCGGUGCCAAUAGUCAGUGUCGUGAAAUUAACGGUCAAGCAGUUUGCUCAUGUUUACCAACGUAUCUAGGAUCACCACCGGGUUGUCGUCCUGAGUGCACCACCAGCUCUGAAUGUGCUUUGGACAGAGCAUGCAUUAACCAAAAAUGUGGUGAUCCAUGUCCUGGAACCUGUGGAAAUAACGCUAGAUGUACUGUUGUCAAUCAUAGUCCUAUUUGCUCGUGUCAAACUGAAUAUACAGGCGAUCCAUUCGUAAGAUGCUAUCCUCAACAAAAACCUCCCAAGGACGUAGAAAUCUUCCCUAAAGAUCCCUGUAUUCCAUCUCUUUGUGGACCCCAUGCACAGUGUAGAAACAACAACGGAGUUCCGUCGUGCUCGUGUCUUUCAAACUACAUCGGGGCACCACCAAACUGCAGACCCGAAUGUACAAUUAAUGCGGAAUGCGCAAGCCAUCAAGCAUGUAUCAAUGAAAAGUGUAGGGAUCCCUGUCCGGGAUCAUGCGGUAUCGGAGCACGAUGCAACGUUAUCAAUCACACUCCGAUAUGUACAUGUCCGAAUGAAUACACUGGAGACCCAUUUACCAACUGCUAUCCAGCCCCUGUUCCGCCUAGGGAACCGGUUCUUGAUGAUCCUUGCGAUCCAUCUCCUUGUGGUCCUAAUACUCAAUGUUCCAAUGGGGUUUGCACCUGCUUAGCCGAGUAUCAGGGUGAUCCAUACCGUGGUUGUCGACCAGAAUGUGUUCUAAAUAGUGAAUGCAGCCGCGAGAAAGCCUGUAUUCGUAACAAAUGCUUGGACCCUUGUCCAGGGACAUGUGGUGAAAGCGCAUUAUGUGAUGUUAUGAAUCAUAUACCGAUCUGCAGUUGUCCUAGAGGAAUGAUAGGAAAUGCCUUCGUACAGUGUAAUGCACAACGAGCUCCCAUUGAAACUGAUCCCUGUAAUCCAUCACCCUGUGGCCCGAACAGCCAAUGUCGAUCCGUCAACGGUCAAGCUGUAUGUUCCUGUGUCAUUGGGUAUUUCGGAGCACCACCCUCUUGUAGGCCAGAAUGUUCUAUUAAUUCUGAUUGUGUUCAAAAUAAGGCUUGUGUCAAUUUCAAAUGUAUAGACCCAUGUCCGGGAACCUGUGGCUUAGGUGCGAAAUGUUCGACAGUUAACCACAAUCCAAUUUGCACUUGUGGAUAUAAAAUGACCGGCGAUCCAUUUGUAAGAUGUUACGAGUUAGGUAAUAGUCACUUUAGACAUAAAACUUUUAAAAUACUUACACCAUGUUUCUCCACCGCAGUUGAAAAACCUAUCAUCCAUGAAACUCCGCGUGACCCUUGCAUUCCUUCUCCAUGCGGUCAGAAUGCCGUUUGUGUAAAUCAAAAUGGUAACCCAUCUUGUUCCUGCCAGCCUAAUAUGAUUGGUAGUCCUCCGGAGUGUCGACCAGAAUGCGUUAGCAAUUCUGACUGUUCCAACAUUCAUGCUUGUAUCAAUCAACGUUGUCAAAAUCCCUGCUCCAAUGCGUGUGGCAUAAAUGCCGAAUGUAAAGUGUCAUUACACAUUGCUAACUGUUUAUGUCCCUCUGGUUACACCGGCAAUCCAUUCGUAAAUUGUUUUCUUGAGCCGUCAACACCGCCACCAAAGCCAGAACCUAGAGAUCCUUGCUACCCGUCGCCAUGCGGUACGAAUGCAAGAUGUAAGCCGUUAAAUAGCGGUUCGGUGUGCGAGUGCUUCGAAAAUUAUUUCGGAAAUCCGUACACAGCUUGCCGUCCAGAGUGCGUUGCCAAUUCUGAGUGCUCUAGAAAUACCGCUUGCAUUCAAAACCGAUGCAAAGAUCCGUGCCCAGGUGUUUGCGGACAUAACGCGGAAUGUAGCGUCAUCAAUCAUACACCAACAUGUACCUGUCCACAAGGAAUGGUGGGUAAUGCAUUCGAGCAAUGCUUGCGAGAACCCCAGAGUAUUCCACCACAAGAUCCUUGCUAUCCUUCACCAUGCGGGCAAAACACAGUGUGUAGAUCAUCUGGAGGAAAUGCUGUUUGCGAAUGCCUCCCAGAUUUCAAGGGUACUCCAUUUGGUCGAGGUUGCUAUCCGGAGUGUGUUAUUAAUUCUGAUUGCCCCCGAGAUAAGACAUGUGUCAAUAAAAAAUGUGUUGAUCCGUGUCCAGGAGUAUGCGGCUACAGAGCAGUAUGUCAUGCGAUCAACAACAAUCCGGUUUGCUCCUGCCCGAGUAAUAUGAUUGGCGACCCAUUCGUUGAAUGUAAAGAAGCACCACCAAAAGACCCGUGCAAUCCAUCACCGUGCCGAACCAAUGGAAUAUGUCGCGUGAUUGGAGGUCGUGCCGAGUGUCAUUAUCCUGAAUGUGUUACAAACUCGGAUUGUUCAUUAAAUCGUGCCUGCUUCAAUCAAAAAUGUCGAGAUCCGUGCGUCGGAGCUUGCGGCGUGAAUGCUGUAUGCAAUGUAGUCAAUCACGCGCCUAUUUGCUCCUGUCCGGAGCGUCAUGUAGGCUCUCCAUUUGUUCAAUGCAACAGGCAGAUAGAUGUCGUACCGCAACCGGAGUGCAUUAGCGAUGACCAGUGUACAAACGAUAAGGCCUGUAUUAACCAGCAGUGCAUCAACCCAUGUGCAGCAAACGGCGGAUUGUGUAACUUGAAUGCCGAAUGCCGUGUGCAAUUCCACAGAGCGAUUUGUACUUGUCGCGAAGGUUAUACAGGAAACGCCCAGUUUGCAUGCUACGAAAUUGGUUGCCGUGCUGAUUCAGAUUGCCCUGCGAUGGAAGCCUGUGUAAACAAAAACUGCGUUGAUCCCUGCCUGUACACACAAUGUGGACGUAAUGCCGUGUGCAGAACCGACUAUAAUCACAACGCAAGAUGCCACUGUCUGGAUGGCUACAGAGGAAAUGCGAUUUCAGGGUGUGCGCGGCCGGAAUGUGUCAGGGAUGACGAAUGUCCCUAUCACUUAUCAUGUCAGAAUGAACAGUGUAGAGACCCCUGCAACUGUGCCCCUGGAGCACAAUGUAGAGUUGACAAUCAUCGGGCAUUAUGUAGAUGUCCUCCUGGAUAUACCGGAGAUGCCAGCUUUGCCUGUGAAAAAAUACCUGUUCGCGAUCCCGAUCAAUGUAAGAUGGAUGCUGACUGCCCUAGCAAGUUGGCCUGUUUCAGCGGUCUAUGUAAAAACCCUUGUUAUGAGGCUAAACCAUGUGCGCAAUACGCUACUUGUACGGUGCAAGAUACGUUACCGCUUCGAACAAUGUUUUGUGUGUGCGACGAUGGAUACGUUGGUGAUGCGGAAAAACAAUGCUCACCAGUAUCCCCUAUUUCACCAGGAUGUAGCUCAGACAUCGAAUGUGCAGCAACUGAAGUAUGCAGAAAUCGAGUUUGUGUAAAUCCGUGCACAGAGCUUAAUCCGUGUGCUCGUACGGCUGAAUGUUUGACACAGAGCCAUAAAGCUAUUUGUUCCUGUCCAACCGGUAUGGUCGGCGAUCCAUUCCAGAACUGCUACCGUGAACCAGUCGUCGCUCCGGAGUGUACGAUCGAUUCGGAAUGCAAAGGUGACCGGGCAUGCAUCAAUCAAAAGUGUCAAGAUCCAUGCGCGGAUGGCAAUCCAUGCGCUGGAAACGCCGAAUGUCGUACUCAAUAUCACAGACCGUUGUGUACCUGUCCGCUGGGAUGGGGUGGAAAUCCAAAGAUUCACUGCUAUAAACCUGAAUGUCAAAGCAAUAACGACUGCCCAUAUGAUAAAGCAUGUUACAAUGAGAAGUGUCUUAACCCAUGUACGUACGGAGCGACACAGUGCGGUCGUGGAGCCGACUGUCUACCACAAGGACAUCGUGCCAACUGCAUUUGUCCUCCAGGUACCCAAGGCAACCCACUCAUAUCAUGUGUUACUGGACUUUGCCAAUACAAUGAAGAUUGUGCCGAUCAUGAAGCGUGUGAUAGAUUGAACCGGGUUUGCCGACCUGUUUGCGACGAUGAGGCUUGUGCUGCCACCGCUAAUUGUAUUGGUAAGAAUCAUCAAGCAACAUGUGAGUGCAUACCAGGAACUCGAGGAAAUCCAUACGUGGGAUGUGCUCGGGACGAGCCCGAACCGGAAUGCCGAGUCGAUGGAGAUUGUCCGUCCCAGCAAGCUUGCCUUAAUAAUCAUUGUGCAAAUCCUUGUUCCGCUAUCAAUCCAUGCUCGCGUAAGCAGUCGUGCACAGUUGAAGAUACUUUACCCUUACGAACAAUGAUCUGUGCUUGUCCAUCGGAUAUGCUAGUAGACGUAAAUCGCCAAUGUACCCCAAUCGUAUUCGAAGGAUGUAAAACAGACAAUGAUUGCUCGGAUACCGACCGAUGCAUUCGAGGGCAAUGCACAUUGGCAUGUCGAGCAGAACCUUGUGGAGUGAAUGCACAAUGCGUGUCCGGUGGACAUCGCGCGCGAUGCUCGUGUUCCCCGGAAUACAUUGGCAAUCCUCAUAUCGAGUGUAUACCAGAAGCAAAAGUUCCUACCCCUAAAGAAUGCACAGUCGACGAUGAUUGUCCUCUUGAUAGAUCUUGUUCCAAUGAACGUUGUGUUAAUCCUUGUACGGAGGAAGCAUGCGGACGAGGAGCUAUAUGCAACGUUCAGCUCCACGCAGCUGUUUGCAACUGCCCUAUCGGAUAUACUAAGGAUAAACCAGGAAACUGUGUGCCACCGACUGCCGAUCUACCAAAAUGCCAAUCAAACUCGGAUUGCACGUCAAGCGAAACGUGUGUCAAUGAAAUUUGUGCAAACCCAUGCAAUUGUGGUCAAAAUGCAGAUUGUUUCGUAAAAGAUCAUUAUCCUGUGUGUAGCUGUAAAGCAGGUUAUUCCGGUAAUGCUCAAUACGGAUGUGUAAAACUUGAGUGUCAGUCGGAUAGUGAAUGUGCUAAUGACAAGCAAUGCUACAAUGGCGAAUGUCUGAACCCUUGCGCUUUGGAUGACUCUUGCGCUUUGAAUGCUGAAUGCUACGGGGAUAAGCAUCGCGCCGCUUGCCGUUGCUUGCCAGGUUUAGAAGGUAAUCCAUUUGUUCAAUGUCGUCGAGUGGAAUGCCACUUUGAUGGAGAGUGCCCAAGCAAUCGUGCCUGUCUACAUGAACAGUGCGUUGAUCCAUGUAGUGAAUUAGCUCCUUGUGCGCAAAACGCAAUCUGUUUCACUCGGAAUCAUGCACCACAUUGCAAAUGCCCAGAACAUCUUCCCGAUGGAAAUCCGUUCUCUUUCUGCGAGCGGCAGCUACCUGUACCUGAAUGCACAAUGGAUGUCAAUUGUCCUAGCCGGCAAGCUUGCAUUAAUAACAAAUGUGUAGAUCCGUGCACAGAAUUGGCACCUUGUGCAAAAACAGCCAAGUGUACAGUUUUAGAUUCAAUUCCAGUUCGAACAAUGGUUUGCGAAUGCUCUGAGUUGCAUGUUCCGGAUGUGAAUGGAGAAUGUAGACGCAUAGUUCUGCAAACUCCGGCAGAAUGUAGCAGCGAUUCGGAGUGUUCAGACAAGGAAGCCUGCAUAAACCGACAAUGUAGAAAUCCAUGUAGCUGCGGUACUCACGCAAUGUGCACGAUAAAAAAUCAUCGUGGAAUAUGCUCUUGUGAGGAUGGAUACGAAGGUAAUCCAAAUAUUGGCUGUAGAACGAUCGGAUGCCGAGUGGAUUCAGAGUGUGAAUCAAGCAAGGCAUGUAUCAACGGAAACUGCGUCAAUCCAUGCUUGGACAAUAAUCCUUGUGGAAUCAAUGCCGAGUGUUUCACGGUGUCGAACCGAGCGGAAUGUCGAUGUCUGAGUGGUUAUAGGGGUAACCAUUUCGUCCAGUGCACCGCAGUUGAAUGUCGUAGCAACAAUGAUUGUCCAAACGAUAAACAAUGUCGCAAUUCACAAUGUGUCGAUCCUUGCAUCUAUGAUAGUACUUGCUCUCCUAGAGCAGAGUGUAAAUCACAAAACCACUUAGCAGUCUGCAGAUGCCCUCCAGGUUUGGUGGGAAAUCCAUAUGUAGACUGUCGACCGGAGGUCACACCUGAGUGUGUUUAUGAUACCGAUUGUCCAUCCCAUCUAGCUUGUAUCGAAAAUAAAUGUAUAGAACCAUGCGGAGUAUUACACCCUUGCAGUUUGCCAGCCAGAUGCGAAGUCAUUCCCUCCGCUCCAGUCAGAACCAUGAUCUGUAUCUGCCCAGAUGGAUACAUCAGUAGUGGUAGUGGUACCUGUAAACCAGUCAUCAAAUCCGGCUGCAUUUCAGACUCUGACUGUUCUAGCGAUACCGCCUGUGUAAAUAGUAUAUGUAGAAAUCCAUGCAACUGCGGACCGAACGCUGAAUGUCGAAUAAAAGACCACAAACCAGUUUGCUCGUGCAAGCAAGGCUACGAUGGUAAUCCUGAGAUUGAGUGUAUCAAAAUCGAAUGCCGAGCCGACGACGACUGUUCGAAUCAGCACACGUGUAUCAACCGACAAUGUGUACCAGUUUGUACAGUUGAUUCAUGCGGAAAACAAUCCGAAUGUUAUGCUCAAAAUCAUCGAGCCAUUUGCGAGUGCCUGCCAGGUUACGAAGGUGACCCACGAGUAAGCUGUAAGCUUCUAGGAUGUCGCGCUGAUUCCGACUGCCCCCUCGACAAAGCGUGCAUCAACGGCAAGUGUCAAAACCCUUGUGAAAACCAGGCAAUAUGUGCCCAGAAUGAACUGUGUCAAGUGUACCAGCACCGGGCGGAGUGCACCUGUCCUCCUCCAUUUGAGGCAGACCCAAUCAAAGGAUGCGUCGAACCACCAAAGGACGUCCGCUGUCGCACCGAUGGGGAAUGCCCCUCACAGACUGCUUGUAUCCAAGGCGAGUGCGUCAAUCCAUGCAACGUAACUGAACCAUGUGGUGUUAACUCAAUGUGUAAAGUCUUAGAUACCUUGCCGGUUCGUACAAUGAUUUGCGAAUGUCUGCCUGGUUACCAAGGAAAUGCAGCGAUUCAGUGUGAUAAAAUGGCCCUUUGUCAGACGAAUCGAGGAUUUAUUAGAGAUGCAAACGGAGAAUGCGUAUGCCCUCCAGGCUACGGACUAACGAUCUACGAUGAUUGCCAAAUAUGCCCUGUGAAAGAUGGACUGAAAAUUGACGAAGCUGGAAGAUGCAUUUGUGCCUUGGAACGUGGAAUGGUGAUUGACGAACGCGGUCGAUGCAUUUGUCCAGUUGAUUACGGCUAUCGAUUAACGGAGCAAGGUGAAUGUAUUCGCACAGCCGUUCCAGAGUGCGUCCGAAACAGUGACUGCCCAGAUUGGCGAUACUGUGAAGAACAAACUAAGACUUGCGAAGAUCCUUGUCAGACGAAGAUUUGCGGAAAGAAUGCUUUGUGCAAUGCAACUAAUCACCUAGCGGUGUGCCAAUGUAUUGCGUCAUACACUGGAAAUCCAGAAGAGCAUUGCAAUCAAACAACUACCUUCCGCACCGAUUUUCCACAGCCAGAAAUGCAAGUCACCUGUCAAGCGGAUGGUGUACAGGUUAUCAUUGAUCUGAUGGAGUCCAACUUUAACGGAGUGUUGUAUGUUAAAGGCCACAGUAAGGACGAAGAGUGCCGACGAGUCGUGAAUCUGGCCGGUGACUCGUCCCAACGAACACAAAUUUUCAAAGUACACUUUGGCAGCUGUGGGUUGAUUCACAUCAAUGGUAUUGCUAGUUUUGUGCUUGUGAUCCAGAAACACCCCAAGUUGGUGACGUACAAAGCGCAAGCCUAUCACAUCAAAUGCGUCUAUCAAACUGGGGAACAAAAUGUGACACUUGGAUUCAACGUUCAGAUGUUGACGACUGCAGGUACGAUUGCCAACACUGGUCCACCACCAACGUGUGUUAUGCGAAUUGUUGCCUUCAACGGAGAAGAGAUUAAUUCGGCGGAGAUCGGUGAUAACCUGCGUUUGCAGGUUGAAGUACAACCAGCAACCAUUUAUGGUGGAUUUGCUCGUAGCUGCGUGGCCAAAACCAUGGAAGAUAGCGUUGAAAAUGAAUAUAUUGUAACGGAUGAAAACGGCUGUGCAACCGAACCUAGUAUCUUUGGUGACUGGGAGUAUAACCCUGAGAGCAAUAGCUUAUUAGCUAGCUUUAACGCGUUCAAGUUCCCAUCCAGUGACAACAUUCGAUUCCAAUGUAAUAUUCGCGUUUGCUUUGGACGAUGCCAGCCGGUUAAUUGCCAUGGUUCAAAUGCAUUUGGUAAACGUCGUAGACGUGCUAUUACCGAUAUGAAUGAGAUUGAACUAAUACUAAACAGAACUAGACGUGCUUCCAGUACAGCGCUAGCCGCUGAUGAUUCGCUAGGUAUUGAGGGAACACUGCGAGAAGAGAUUACCGUCGAGUCAAAUGCGAUUCUGACGUUAGAGAGGAGGGAUGAAAGAUCUUACGAUAACGAUAAUAUAACUCCUGCUGCUCAACGUGUCGAAGAUAUCUGCGUGUCAAUGAUUGGACUGAUAAUCGCACUCGUUAUAACUGCGUUGCUAGCGCUGGUAGCCGUCGCUGUGGCAGUUUCAUGUUGGCUUAUGGCCUACAGAAGACGUCCAACAAUAACUGGACCUCUGCCACAUCCGCCAGAAUUCCCAAACCCUUUAUUUGCUCACCAAGAACCAUCCGAACCGUCGCAUAACUAUAUGACGUAAAAGUGUGCAAAUCGGAGACAAAGUUCUCAUUGUAAAUGCCAAGUGUACUAAAUGUGUAUAAUGUGUUUUUAAAUCGAAGCGGCACUAGCGAUUCAAAGUAAACAACGAAAUUCGAACGAAAGUAUUUUAGAAUAGAAUCCUCAACGUAAAGAGAGGUUCAAUGUAUAUAUACACACACACAUUAUGCAUAACAUCGUAAAAAGGGAUAGUGACAUCUCUAGAGUAUAAAUGGUGCUCUAACCUCAAUUCAAUGAGCACACAAGUCACUGUCAUCAAAUCGCUUUGCAAAAUCUACCGAAUGUUAGAUCAUCUUCUAAGCUAGUUCGUUUUUAUUAAUACUAUAAGUUUCAUGAAAUACGGCCGACCGGCUUUGAGCUCAUCUCCUCUCGCAUUCGCCAAAUAUUGUAACCUUAUGUAUAAAGCAACCUAAGAUCGAGAAACCUGACGAACAAAAAUAAUCUCAACCUCGUUAGUAAAUAGGACAUUCAUAGCAUCAUUUGUCUCGUUUCUCGAUAACCCUACUACAGGCGGAACGGAAUGAGCUUCAAACGAACCUGCGGCACCUGAGUAAAAAUUCUCAGCCCAGCAUGUCACGGGAGACUGGCAAUAUUUCAUGAAAACAAUCGAACAUCUCCUCCGUGGGUCGUUACUAGUCUUUAUUUAUUAAUGUUAUUGUAUUUAGAUAGGUGAUAAUUACCACUUUCCUCAUUUGUGGCAUUCGUGGUCUUUUUCCUAAUAACAAAAUUGAAUUCAAUCAAUCGAGAACCCGUAAAACUUUCCGUACCAGAUCUUUGACCCUUCUUGUUAUUAAUAUCUGCAACUAAACAAGCACUAUAAUGCCAUGUUAUUUAUCUAAAAUCCUGUUAGAGCACCUAAUUUCAGCGCAAUGCUAAAAACAGCACAACUGUUUUCUCCCUCAGAAAUUGCUAUCGGUGUUAUUCUAUUUCAUAUAGUUUUUCUAGUUGUAAUUUAUACAAAAAUAUGAAUAUUCGAAACAAAAUACGCGAACUUGACCCUCGGAGGAUUUGUAAUAAAUAGUUAGGUUAUUUAACGUUCAAGAAAAGAAACAUAGUUGAGGAGCUGCGUUACCUAUAGUAAGCGCAGAACGUAGUCAUAUUGCUAUUCUAUAAAAAAAAAUCAGAACUAUACGAGAUUUACAUCCCAACACGCCCUACGAAUUUUAAAUACUGCCAUUAAAACUCAAAAACGACCUAAAAAAUAUUAAUCUUUACCUGGUCCUAGAACGAAAACUUUGAAAAAGCAGCGAUUUUCAUGGUUUUCGUUCUAGGUUUCCAAACAAAUCGUAAAAUAUUUGAGAAAAAAAUGAGUAAAUUUAACGACGAAAAUGUUGCUAACUGUCAAACCAUACUGCCCUUUCAGAAUACUACCCGAUAUUGUCUUCAUAUUCGAAUCGCUUUAGCUAUUUGUACGAUGUAUAGGAAAUUAUUUUGAAUUAAUGUUACGUCUCCAAGAGACAAAAAACGAAAAAUGGCAGGAACUACUCUCUUUGGCAAUUAUUUUAGGAGAUACAAGAUAUUUUUCGCUUCCUUUAUAAAAGGCUUCUCAAUGCCCAGAUAUUUAUGAAUUUUUUCAACUGAUAAUAAUGUCAACUAUUAAGACUGGAUUAACAUUAAUUGAUGAUAAACGAAUCAAAGAUGAGAAGCAAACAGUAAACGUUUUCCCGAGCAAUAAAUAAUGCACUCUAUGUUUUAAACGAGUUUCAUCAUGCCUACUUAACGAAAGCAGUCUGUUCGAACCUUUCCCAGUGUAAUGUGCAUUCCCUUUAUCAUGAUGUACAGUUCAAGUGAAUCAUACGCUAAUACCACCUCCUAACGGAAACGUGAUGAAAUAAAAACCAAC